Coregonus sp. 'balchen' is the source of this 52186-nucleotide messenger RNA. NCBI's taxonomy places the organism in Eukaryota, Metazoa, Chordata, Actinopteri, Salmoniformes, Salmonidae. The record is from the annotation of a GenBank genome assembly.
AUGCUAAAACCCGGUGACCCUAGCGGAUCUGCUUUCUUGAAAGUGGACCCGACGUACAUGCAACACUGGCAGCAGCUCUUCCCUCAAAGCCAGCUGAAGAAUGGAGGCAUUACGCAGCUGCAGCCGCCGGACAGGGUAGCUGUUCCGGUGGAAAGUCUCCGUCAGCGGCCGAACCUGAUCUCCUCCACAUCAUCAUCGUCGGCUUUAACACCUUCCUCCACAUCUUCAUCGACUCCAUCCGUUUCAUCAUUGGCAGGUUUAUCUCAACUAUCUGUGCCACAAAUUGCACUUUUUGGACAAACUCUCUGUUCCGACAUUGUCUCGUCAGACAACACCAACCUCCAAGCGAAAGAACUUUGUAUAUCCUCCAGCUUUAAGAAUGACAAAGGGUCCAGAUUUAAACUGACCUCCGAUGAGUUAGACUACUACCUCUACGGACAGCAGAGAAUGGAGAUUAUCCCAUUGAACAAUCACACCGGCGACCACAACAAUCGUAUGUAUGAAUCCCACACACAUACAGCAAUCUAUUCCAGUGGAAAUCUUGUUUUACAGCAGUUAAAAGGUUACCACAUGUUAGGCCUGUUAGAAAACGUGAUUUGGCUUAAUGCUCACAAUUGAACAAAUGAACUUCAAUCAUUUAAAUCUCGCUCCACCCCAUCACUCAAAAUCAGCCUUUAUGGGCUAGUAUAAACUAAACUAGAGCUAGACGAGGCUUUCUAUUGCCUUUUAAUCGAGGGUCCUCGAGCACACCAAACUUCUGUUUUGCCUCAUUAAAGUCAUGCUUCUCAGCACUGACCAUCAGCAGGUGCCCCGCGCUUGUGUGGGUAGCAUGGGUCAAUUAGGCGUAUGCAUGAUUCACUAACUCUGAUCGUCUAUAUUCACACUAAUUUAUGUAUAGGCUAUACCACUGAUGAGCAAAUAUUGUCUUUUGCAUGUGUUCAACUGCAGCACCACAACUUGCAAGGGCGACAAAUGUAAUAGCUAUAGCCCAUUUACAACCGUUGAUAUGGGCUUUAACAAUAGCCUACAUGGCCUUAUUGGCGUAUACUUUUUUAAUUUAUAGACAGUUAAAGGGAUUCCACAAAUAAUCCUCUUCUGAUAAAUAUGAUAAAUAAGAAAUAACACUGAGCUCGUCAUUGAUAUGCUAAUAUUAGGCCUUUAGGCUAAAAUGUUUGUAAUUAAUGUAAGCUUUUAUCAAUUUGUUUUCUUAUUAGUGCCUAAUAAAACAAUCCGUUUCUCUUUUCAUUUUGCUAAAAGAAACAACAUCACAUUAUUUAUAUGUAUUAUUAAAUAGAUUUUGAAAUCAGAUUUCAGUCUUCGUUCUUCAUCUGUCUUUAAUUUUGUUUUUCUGCUUGGAGAAUUUUAGCUUUGACAUUAUCGGCUGGAAAUAGACGUCGAGGACAACCCUCUCUAUAUUAAAGCGAAGUUUGAAAUGGUGGUGUUUAUUUAAGGUGAUAAAACGGCCCAUCAGCAGUAAUCUCCAUCGAUAUGUGCCACAAGGAGAUGAGGGAUGGGGGGACAAGCCACAAUUAAUUGCUGUAUAGUUUUGUAGAAGAGAGUGGACUGAGUGUGGAUCAGAGAUCGAUCUUUUCCAUCGGCCGCUAUUCAUCAUCCGAACAUGGUAUAUGGAAGUCUCCCGGGGACAGCGAGACUGCUUUAUCUACAUUCGGUAUUCUCUCCCCCAUAUUUCAAACCAAUGCAAUGUCGGUCAUUUAUAAAAUAGCUGAAGUGUGUAUUACACAAGGAAACAUACAAUUCCAUGUACGUUAUAAUGUGUGUAAGGCCCUACUUGAGUUUAGGCUAUGUGUAACCUGUUAAUAGGCUAAACUGUUUUUCUAGUUCAAAUCUUAGAAGCCCUAACAUAGGAUUUUUGGGGGUACUUGACACUUGAAGGCGAUUAUAUUAAUCCGUCUAAAAGGUGUUGGUUUGUCCUCAGGCCAUUUCUCCAAAUAUUUUGGGCAACGUGUUGAAAUUAAACUUUAGAAAAACUAUCUGAGAGUGCUCUUUUUUACUGCAUGACCAAUGAAGCGUGUUGCUGGUGUUGUUCGGGUAUUUGAAUGGCUGUAACAAAUGGGCAAGUAGCCUACAUUUUCAAAUUUGAUUAUUUAAAUGAUAUUCAUUACGCAUUACAUAGGGUACAAUCUGGGAGUAGCCUACGAUUCCAGUUUACUCCAUUCAUGUUUGUAAGACAGCCCCAAUUUCUCGCCAAAAUGAAUAGAUCAACAACAUGACAACAUCGGUGGGAUAUGUAUGGUCUUGACUUGAGUUGCACACCUAUUUCAGUUCCAAAAAGAAACCCCCCAGUGUCAUGACUCAUGCUGCUAUGACAGCACACUAUUCUUAAAUUGAUUUAGAUAAUGCUUUUUUAUUCAUUUAGUGACAGAAGCUGCAAUGUUUUUCCAUCCCUCUGUAAACCCAAUUAGGCCUAUAUUUAACAUAAUUAUGUUUGGUUAUGCAUAAACAUUAUUGUGGCCUUUAAAUGAGCAAUAUAAUCCCAUUAUAAUUUUAAAACAAAGCAGAAGAGUUGCAUGAAAAUGUUGUCAAAACAUUUUUGAAUGGAUGUCACAAAAUACUUAUGUUGAAUGAUUACUUAAAAAUGUGUGUACUUCCUCCCUUCCUCCUGACCAAUGACUGUCCUACCCAUAUAUAUAUAUAUAUAUAUAUAUAUAUAUAUAUAUAUAUAUAUAUAUAUAUAUAUAUAUAAAGUACAAUAAAAAAAUAUAUAUAUCAAAAACCAUAUUUAAAAAUGCAAAUAAGUUAUACUUCUUACACAUAUAUUUUUUCCCUGGUCAAUGUGUUAGUACAUGUUAUAGUAACCCAUGUGUACCAUGUGAGAUGAGUUGCUGGUAAACCCCCUUUACCUUCUGUGCCCUGCAGGUUGUGACAUGUGUGCAGAUAACCGUAACGGAGAGUGCCCCAUGCAUGGGCCCCUGCACUCGCUGCGGCGCUUGGUGGGGACAAGCAGUGCAGCGCCGGCCGUGCCGCCCCCAGAUGUCCCUGACUGGCUGCGGGACCUGCCCCGUGAGGUGUGCCUCUGCACCAGCACUGUGCCCGGCCUUGGCUACGGCAUCUGUGCCGCCCAGCGUAUCCCACAGGGCACCUGGAUCGGCCCCUUCGCGGGAGUCCCCCUCCUCCUGGAUAAGUUGCAGUCAGGAGGGGUGCGGAACACAAGGCACUUAUGGGAGGUAAGUUCAUGGUUCAUGAUGAUGAAAUUAAAAUUGUGCAACAUCACCCCAGGUACUGUAACAGGACAGAUGAGCUGGAUUGGGUUGUGAAGUUUUGGACACAUCCACUUGGUUCUGUCUUUAGAGUGUGGCCUCAUGAUAUUGUUACUAGAAAUGACCCUGAAGUGUUUCAGUAUAGGAAUAAUGUCAUGAUGUAAGUGCCGCAAACACUGAUUGAAAGGGAUUCAAUGUGUAUACAGUUCAAGGGAGAAUUCAAUGUCCUGUAUACUGUACUUAUGAAUACCUGCAUUACCAUUUGGCAGUAUACUAAUGAUUUGAAUCGGUUUUUGUGUGGCAAGUGAAAUGGAUAGAUAACUCCCAUGAGGUAGUGGUGAUAAAGGUCACAGUUUCCUCAGCUGACCAAUGAUCAUUCUCACCAGUUAACCACAUCACCGGAUAUUUGAGGCUGAAAAUUCAGAGCACAGGCGAAGGCCACGAUACAGUGUACCUGCCAAAAGAGGUGCCCUUUAAACUAACUGACACAAAUUAUUAUUUUCCCUAAAAUCCAACAUACAAAAAUUACAAAGAAAUGAAGUGUGAUGUUUUUGAAUGGCAUUCGGUUUGAAUGGUGUUCUAUCAGUUUGUCGCUUUAAUCAAUUGAUUUAUCACUGCCAAUUUUGACCACAUUAAAGGGUAUAUAUAUAUAUAUAUAUAUAUAUAUAUAUAUAUAUAUAUAUAUAUAUAUAGUGUAUAUCUGUGCAAAAAUAUGAUCUCAAGAUCUCAGGGUGUAUAAUUAAAGAACAUUGUGGUAUUUGGCCGUCAUGGCUCUUCACCCACAAACUGGCUGUUGUAAAAGGCCCCUGAGGCAGAAUAGAACACUAUUACUGCUUAUAUAUGUAUUGUGUGACAGAGCUUUAAAUACUGGCUCUGCCAGAGAGGACUGUAAAAAUUCCAAUAGAUUAAACAGAUCUGAGGUGGGUGGAGGGAAAACUCAGAAAGGGAAUCCAAUAUUCCAAUCCACCCUCGGCUGUGGGGCCUCUGUCUUCACGAAAUGCAGUAAGUGUUAAACUCUCCAAUCAUUAUUGCUAAAAAGGAAAACAGGCACCGAUGUUCUCUCCUCAAUAGCCGCCCUGUGUUGUCUACUCUGCACUUUUCAAGUGUCCUGCUAAGCCACUUGAUGCACAAUGUUCAAUAAGCAUAUUCUUCUCUGCAUUAAAAUGGGAUAGCAUGGAUUUUAUAACUAUUCUCUGGAAGACUGCAGCAAUUAUUUUGGGGAAGAUGGGAUUUAUCUUUUUUCUAGACCCAGACUUAGCCUACUCAUAAACUUAAAAUCAUUGUCGAUGGAGAAUCUCCAAUAAAAAUGUUUUUAGGUCUGGGAAUAGACUUCAUAUGGUUUCAGAAAAGCAGCCCUGUGAAUUCUGGAGGGUGAUGUCAUCAUGAGUUGGAAUAUGCCAGGAUUAAGGUCACUUAUGAACUCAUUAUUAUGUUGUAUCAUCUAUAGGUUCUCAAUAUGUUCAGGUUACCCUACACAGUCCCAGAUGAUUGAAAUACAACAUUUCGCCUGUUCAAUGAAUAGGGCCAUACAGAUCUAACAUAUUCUUAACUUUGCAGUCAGUUUUUGUUUAUAUUUGAAUGGAUGUCAUGUAAAAAAAAAAAAAAACAAUGAUUGAGAGGUAUGCAUAAUAACAACAACAACAUUGUCGCCACUGUUUAUUUGUUCGGUUCAGUGGGAAAUGUAGGCCUAACCUUGGCCAUAGAUUCUGUGGUUGACACAUAGUGAUUGUGGUUGUGCACCAUUCCUAUUAGAGACUCAGGAAUUGAGUGACCUAAUUUUACGGAACAGUAACUGAAGUUCCACACAGAGUGUCGGCAUUCGACUUUCCCACAGUGUUCCCACUGGACGUGUAGCAUGGUCUUGUGGUAAGACUGUCCACUCCGACGCUGGAAUGUCCAGGGUUCAAGAAGGUCCCAUGUGCUUGCCAUAGAACAUAAAGAAUGGCAUCUUAUAACAAGAUAAGAAUGAAGUGAUAUAACUUAUGCAACAACAACUACAUUAUAGCCAUACAUAAGCCAUCUCCUCAAAAGGAGAAAAUAAUGUGAAGAAUGUUGUGUAUGGAGAUUAAAAUGAAUCACUGUAGAUGUGAUUUAAUGUGGCAAACAUAUUACAACAAAUCUUAGAAGUUUUAUGUAUUCUCUAGUGGCAGCUGUACCAGAGUUAAGGUUCGUGCCGUAUGCUCACUUCACAGCUUGAAAUGUCGCCAAUGGCUCUGUUGAAUUACUAUAAAAAAAAAUAAAAAAAAUGUUAAUUGACAAGCAGGGCAGUCAUGUGUGUUGGCAACGUAGAGGACACGACAUCUAGUACCAGUAAGGACUUGUUAGUGAGGAAGCUGUACUGCUAAGCAGCACUGUGACGUUUGUUACAGUGGUGCCAUGCCCACAGUUGCGCUCACCUCAAUGGCUGGGGUCACUGUGGUGUGAGUUUAGAGGGGUGAGUAUAACAGAGUUAAGAUUGUGCCGUAAACUGACUCUACUGCUUGAAAGGUUGCCAAUGGUGCCUUUUCAGUGGUGCAACUGGUUAGUACGUUGUCAAGCAGGGUGUUCACGUGUGUUGGCCAGGCAGAGGACACGAGAUCAAGUACCGGUAAGGACUUGUGAACGAGGAAGCUGUACUGCUAAGUAGCACAGUGAUGUGGCCCAUGUCUGUGCCUUUGAGUUGCCUAUCUCCAUGAGACUCAGAUACAGUAGACUUAUAUGACAUCAUUCCUUGAAACUGCACCAGUGGGUGUUCUUCGGGAAUAAUAUGCUGCUUAGGCCACAGGCCAGGAAAAUUAUUUGUAUUUUGCAUGAGCCAGUGUGGAGGUGACAUGUUUAAAGUUGGUUCACUGACUCAGAAAGCUACAUAAUUUGUCAUUUAAGUUAUUUUAUGGUCCAUUUCCCCUCUGAUUCCUGGCCUCUGUUGUGUGAGAAAGCAUGUCUACACUCUGAGAAAGAAGGGUUCCAAAAGGGUUCUUUGGCUUACCCCAUAGGAGAACCCUUUUUGGUUCCAGUUAGAACCCUUUCUGGUUCCAGGUAGAACUCUUUUGGGUUUCAUGUAGAUCCCUCUGUGGAAAUGGUUCUACAUGAAACCCAAAAGAGUUCUACCUGGAACCAAAAGGGUUUUUACCUGGAACUAAAAAGGAUUCUUCAAAGGGUUCUCCUAUGGACACAGCCGAAGGACCCUUUUAGGUUCUAGAUAGCACAAUUUUUUCUAAGAGUGUAUGAACAAUUGUAUUAGAUGUAUCAGGGUCUAUUAUCUAAACAUUGACUUAUUGAAUGAUAAUUAUUAUGCCCUGAUUUAUUUUAUAGUUGUAAAAUGUGAGUGCUGAAACAGUUUCAAGUGAACAUUUAAAUGUUUUUAGUCUGUAUGUCAGCAGACAAUUCUUCUUGGUUGGGUUUUUAAAGGUCCAGUGUAGCUGUUUUUAUCUCAAUAUCAAAUCAUUUCUGGGUAACUAUUAAGUGCCAAAACUCCAUCCCACCAAAACAGUGUGAAAUUUCAUGUAGUCUUUUCAAACAGCUCUUACACUAAAAGGGCAUUAUCAUAAUUUUCACAAUUUUACAGUAUUAUUCCAACCUCAUAGUGUGGAAAUAUAUAUAAAACACAGGAAAAUCACGUUUUUGACUGCACUGGGCCUUUAAUGAUUUAUUAAGAUUAAGAUGAAAAUCACUUUAUCGCUCAAUUGCACACAAGAUCCAACUGAAAUGUAUGGUUUCCUAAUCCAAUAUUUAAAUACUUAUCUGUCACAUCAUACCAUACUGUAGCAGGUAGCUGACUUUGCUUCACUUUUACAGUGUAUGUAUCAGUAGAGGCUGGUGGGAGGAGCUAUAGAAGGACGGGCUCAUUGUAAUGGCUGGAAUGGAAUUAAUGGAACAGAGUUCUACCUGUCUUUGAUACUGUUCCAUUUAUUCCAUUCCAGCCUUUACAAUGAGCCCGUCCUCCUAUAGCUACUCCCACCAGCCUCCUCUGGUAUGUAUAUGAGAUAUACAGUGCUUUCGGAAAAUAUUCAGACCCAUUGACUUUUUCCACAUUUUGUUACGUUUACUGCCUUAUUCUAAAAGGGAUUAAAUAAAUAAAAAUCCUCAGCAAUCUACACACAAUACUCCAUAAUGACUAAGCAAAAAAAGGUUUUUAGAAACAGAAAUACCUUAUUUACAUAAGUAUUCAGACCCUUUGCUAUGAGACUCGAAAUUGAGCUCAGGUGCAUCCUGUUUCCAUUGAUCAUCCUUGAGAUGUUUCUACAACUUGAUUGGAGUCCACCUGUGGUAAAUUCAAUUGACUGGACAUGAUUUGGAAAGGCACACACCUGUCUAUAUAAGGUCCCACAGUUGACAGUGCAUGUCAGAGCAAAAACCAAGCCUUGAGGUCGAAGGAAUAGUCUGUAGAGCUCAGACAGUAUUGUGUCGAGGCACAGAUCUGGGGAAGGGUACAAAAAAAGAUCUGCAGCAUUGAAGGUCCCCAAGAACACAGUAGCCUCCAUCAUUCUUAAAUGGAAGAAGUUUGGAACCACAAAGUCUCUUCCUAGAGCUGGCCACCCGGCCAAACUGAGCAAUCGGGGGAGAAGGGCCUUGGUCAGGGAGGUGACGAGAACCCGAUGGUCACUCUGACAGAGCUCUAGAAUUCCUCUGUGGAGAUGGGAGAACCUUCCAGAAGGACAACCAUCUCUGCAGCACUCCACCAAUCAGGCCUUUAUGGUAGAGUAGCCAGACGGAAGCCACUCCUCAGUAAAAGGCACCUAAAGACUCUCAGACCAUGAAAAACAAGAUUCUCUGGUCUGAUGAAACCAAGAUUGAACUCUUUGGCCUGAAUGUCAAGCGUCAAGUCUGGUGGAAACCUGGCACAAUCCCUACGGUGAAGCAUGGUGGUGGCACAAUCAUGCUGUGGGGAUGUUUUUCAGCGGCAGGGACUGGGAGACUAGUCAGAAUCUAGGCAAAGAUGAACGGAGCAAAGUACAGAGAGAUCCUUAAUGAAAACCUGCUCCAGAGCACUCAGGACCUCAGACUGGGGUGAAGGUUCACCUUCCAACAGGACAACGACCCUAAGCACACAGCCAAGACAAUGCAAGAGUGACUUCGGGACAAGUCUCUGAAUGUCCUUGAGUGGCCCAGCCAGAGCCCGGACUUGAUCCCGAUCAAACAUCUCUGGAGAGACCUGAAAAUAGCUGUGCAGCAACGCUUCCAUCCAACCUGACAGAGCUUGAGAGGAUCAGCAGAGGGAAUGGGAGAAACUCCCCAAAUACAGGUGUGCCAAGCUUGUAGCGUCAUACCCAAGAAGACUCAAUGCUGUAAUCGCUGCCAAAGGUGCUUCAACAAAGUACUGAGUAAAGGGUCUGGAUACUUAUGUAAAUGUAAUAUUUCCGUUUUUUAUUUUUAAUAAAAUAGCAUAAAAUGUAUAAAAACUAGUUUUUGCUUUGUCAUUAUGAGGUAUUGUGUCUAGAUUGAUGGGGGGGGGGGGGGGGGGACGGGACUAUUUAAUCAAUUUUAGAAUAAGGCUGUAACGUAACGUAUUCAUACCCCUUGACUUUUUCCACAUUUUGUUGUGUUACAGCCUGAAUUUAGAAUUGAUUAAAUUUAGAUAUUUGUUUUGUUUCCAAUAAUAUCAAAGUGGAAUUAUGUAUGUAUUUUUUUGUUUUACAAAUGAAUUACUAAUGAACAGCUAAAAUGUAUUUUCAGUAAGUAUUCAGCCUGUUUGUUAUGGCAAGCCUAAAUUAAUUCAGGAGUAAAAAUGUGCUUAACAAGUCACAUAAUAAGAUCCAUGGACUCUGUGUGCAAUAAUAGUGUUUAAUAUGAUUUCUGAAUGACUACCUCAUCUCUGUACCCCACACAUGCAAUUAUAUGUAAGGUCCCUCAGUCGAGCAGUGAAUUUCAACCACAAAGAGCAGGGAGGUUUUCCAAUGCCUCGCAAAGAAGGGCACUUAUUGGUAGAUGGGUAAGGCGUACAUUACUGAUAAAUUAGAAUGAAUACGUGCAGUAGUUUGUUAUACUAUAGGUACUGAAUGUAUGGCAUUGUUGCAAUCUGUGUCUGUGUCCUCUGAUCACUUUCAGGGCAGUGAGCUGGAAUAACAAGUAGUGGAGAUUAAGAGAACUGAUAAAUGACUGAACUUACAUUGAUUUGCUGUAAAAGUGGACCAACAGUCAUUGAUUAAGCACCAGUUUUUCACUUAUUUUGGAAAAGGCCCAUGCUAGGUAGAUUAUGGAAGGUUUCGAGGAAAGGUAAGCAGAUCCACUGCACUCACCUUAAGUGGAGAGUAAACGUAACAUUUUAAAUUAUAAUCUAACAGUAUCACUGAGACUGCUUUUACUUAGCAGCCAGUGUGAAGCCCAGUAACAACUUAGGUUCACAUAGUAUUUGCCAUCACCAAGAGAGAGCAAUAACCAUGAAAAAAUCUGUUAAACCUAAUCACUGAUGGCCCUAUAUGAAACAUGAAAACUAACUAUCAUGUAAUGUUCAAAUUCAGUUUAUAUUCCACUGCACCUGCAAUCUCAACCAGGGGUUUGGUAAGGUGUUGGUAUUUUUGUUUUGUGACAUUUUAAAGCUGCCACGAUAUGUGUAUUGAUGCUCUUUUAUACUGUAGCUACCUACCUCUGCGGGAUCUAUUUGUGGCAUAUGUUAGUGUGAUAGUCACAUCGAAAAGUCCUUAACCCUAAUUCAACAGCCAUUUUCUCUGGGUGAGGGCAUGAUGACAGAUUUGAGUUGUCUCUGCCUUUAUACCUCUGCCAUUAAUUACAUUGAGUGAGCUUAAAGAGAUGUUCCAGAACUUUUGUAUACUGUUUUGCCAGUAGUUCUGAAAUUAGCCCUCACGAGCCAAAAGUGGUCCCAGAAAAUUGCGUCCUACGUCACAUAUGUGGAGAUAUAUGCACCACGCCAUUGCUCGCUCUCUCUCUCUGCUGUGUGUACAUGUGCAUGGAGUUUCCACUGAGCCGUUGGGCCUGCCCUGCAACCUCAUUGGAUAAUGCUGGGCAGGCCUGGGCCAGCCUUCUUCUUUCACUGUGCAACCUCAUUGGACCUGAUCACAUGAUUGUGCCUUCUCUGGAAAAAACAAAUGUCAUGCAUGUAGCUCUCUCAUGCACUCACUCACUCCCUCAAGCCAGCCAUAAAGGAAGGUUGCUCCAGCCAUAAUUGUGCUAAACAUGUAGCUAGGAUGCUAUUGAUACUUAUGAUGUCAUGCCCAAGAAGAGAAAACUAGAUCUAGAUAUCGAAUGGCAGGGCCGCUCAUGAAAGACAAAGGCAGAAAAAUUAUAGAUAUCGGAUGCUUUUCCGAGAUGGCCUCAAGGAAGAGAAACACUGUUGCCUCAUCCAGUGUUGGACAUCCAUAAAAGUAAUCUUCUGUCGAAAGGUAAGAGACUAAGCUUUAGCAUUUGAAACAAUGUUGAUAUUUUAUUCAGUGAGAAGCGUAUUUUGAGUGUUUGUGUAAAGAGGAACUGGUCUGUGUCUCCGUUAGCUAGGCUAGCCAACAGUCUGUCUGUGUCAUAGUAUGCUUUCAAAGGUAACGUAGCAAGCUAGCUAGCUAGCUGUCAUGGUAAAUGCAUAUUAGAGAACAUCAUACUGUCCGUCUAGCCAACUAAAACACAUUUGAAAACAUGAAAUCACUCUACUAAUGUAUGUUGUGUUUUUUUGUAGCUGCAUAUAAUCUCUCGUUGACUGGCUAUAAGGGUAGAAAUUGUUGUUGUUUGUAGCUACCAGUGUAUAGCUAGCAGGCUAAGUGGCUAGGCUAACUGCUAGUCUGUAACUAUAUGAAACAGUAGGUUUCGGUGCUAGCUAUAUUGUUAUUAUUAGGCUAUACCAUAGAGAAUGAUAGAGGCCUCUAGUGGCCAAAAGGCUGUUUUAGCAUGGGCAGCACCAUUGAGGGCUUCCACCACUUUAAUGCUAUCAACUUGGUGGGACUUCCAACUUCAUUGGCUGAUCCCUCCUGAUGACUCAUGUCCAACCAGGUCAUCAGGAGGAAUCAGCCAAUAGUGAAGAAGAAAAUGUACUACUUAAAAAGGGAGAUUGCCUCAAUGGUGCUGCCCUGUCAGAGACGCUAUAAUGGCACAGAUACAAAGAUGAGUCCUCUAUCUAUCUCUAUGGGCUAUACCUAGUACAGGAAGGGCUGAAAAGUCUAAAACCUUUUCACUCUCUGCAGCUCGAUUUCAUAUUUUGAUCUGCUGCCUAGUUGAAGCCAAGGCCCUGAUGCAGUGUCAGUGUGUUACUUUGACUUUUUAGUAUCCUUUGUAAGUAAUAUGAUCAUUUUCCAGACAAUAAUUCCUGAUAGAAGAACAAGGAAUAUCAGAGCUGGGUUCAGACAUGCCAGAUGAUCAAGCAUGCAAGAGGCCCUUGGCAUCAGGUAAGGUUUGAUUUGUACUAGCUGUCAUUUGUUGAUGGAAUGUUUCCCAUGUUAUGUGUGUCAUAUAUGGACUCUGAAGAAUUAGAUCGCUCCCGAGUGGCGCAGCGGUCUAAGGCACUGCACCUCAGUGCUUGAGGUGUCACUACAGACCCCCUGGUUCGAUUCCAGGCUGUAUUACAACCGGCCGUGAUUGGGCGGCGCACAAUUGGCCCAGCGUCGUCCCGGUUUGGCCGGUGUAGGCCGCCAUUGUAAAUAAGAAUUUGUUCUUAACUGACUUGCCUAGUUAAAUAAAGAUAAAACAUGUAAAGGCCUAGCUUCAUCAUGUUCUGGCCAUUUACCCUGUUGGGUUUUCUAUUUGAAGAAUGGGCAAGAUGAAUAUUGCUGAUGAGGAUGAUGGCAGUUUGAAUGAGGAUGAGAUCAACGACAUUCACAACAGCAUGUAAUUAUUACUGUGCGCUGUUCCCUGUAAUGUAGCUACAUUACAAAUGUUUUGUGUAAAACUAGAGUACUGUGAGAAGCAUCACAUAAGCAUGCAUGUAGGUCAUGUGAUGAAUUGGCAUCAACACUCUUAUGGUCUGUAAGGAAUAUGUCUCUCUGGAUUCUGCCCUGUGGAAUAACAAGUAGGUUGAUGGCUAGGAUGAUGGUUCCAGCAGUUUACAAACAAUAGGUCUGACCCAUCAGGGAGUUUACCUGUUAGGCCAAACAUGUUGUUUGUAAAUGGCUGGAACCAUCUCCCUAGACGGCCAUAUACCUGCCUGUUGUUCCAUACCGACAAUUUGCAGUUGUACACAUUACAAUACAGUGUAGCCUAUUGUCAGCUGAUGCAAAGCCUCUUUUAAAUAAUAGCUGUCUCUAAUUGAGGUUAUAUGAUGACUCAUCAUUGAUUCUAUAGAAGUGACAGCAGUGUAGCGUUUACUUGACUCAUCUAUGUUUUCAGCAUGGCAUGGGCUGAUGACAACUGUGAGGAGAACUCUGAGGAAAUUGAAGAUGAUGCUGAGAUUGUGAGCGGUUUUAAAGUGAUUGAUCAUAUCACACAAACGUCAAAUCCACUAACACACGCAUGGCCAAAUCUACUUUAGAGUUCACAUGAGCAAAGGACUAGGUUUGAGAACAGAACCAGAAUAUCUACAUGUUUACAUGUUGGUAAACCAGGUGCACAGCUUUAUGUUCAUGACUGACACUGUGUGCAAAUUCCCACUCUUAAUGUCAUAAAGUUUUGAAUAGCUCUGCAUGAAUUAAUUUAUUGUGUUUGACAUGUAACCCAUUUCUGUAUGCUAAAGUCAUUUUGUAUCUGCAGGAGAUGGACAUCAGCAGUCAUGACCCACCAGUCCCACAUCCACCACACCUUGACCUUCCUGUGCCCUUCCUUCCUGUGGCCUUCCUUCCUGUGGCCUUCCUUCCUGUGGCCUUCCUUUCUGUGGCCUCGGCAAUCCCCUUACCACACUCGAGAUGCAAUCAUGGAGCAAGAAGCAUAUUAUGUAAAACGAUGUAUAAAUGUAAAUACUAUUCACACAGACUGGAACUUUAUUUUUUUUAAACAACCAGUGGACUUCUGAACUUUACAAAUAACAAAUCAAUUCACACAUAAACAAAUGUCAACAUGGAUUUUCAUAAGACACCUAGACGUCUAUAAAGCUUUGGCUGCAGUAAGCUCUAAUAACCUUGUAAUGUCCCAUAUGAAAAUGAUUUAUACACAUUUAUAAAGGCCAAUCAUAUGAUUAUGGCCUACUUCCUAUAACACACAACACAUAUUAUUCUUAUACAAUUCCUGUGUUUCUCACAUAUGUGACAAUAUAUACUGCCAACAUGUAGUUCUGUAUUUUGUGUAUGAAUGUGGCCUACUUCAUCUAAGACAUAAAGUCCACUUAUGUUAGUUACAUGUUUCAGCAGUACCCAUAUAAGAAUACUUUUGAUUCAUAGAGACCCUUUCGAAUGUGCCAUACGUGGCACAGUUAUACAGGUGUAACAGAAUGGGCUAUUGUGCUAGAAAAUGUUUAAUAGGUUACUGGAAUUAUAUUGAGUAUUGUUUAUUCAUGCUAUCGAUUAUCCCUGUAUUAGAGUGGGAAAGAGAGCUAUGUUCAGAAGUUAUGCAUUUUUAUAAUAAAUGAGUCCUAUGAAAUAUCCAUUGACAUUUUGCAUGCUGAGCGCUAUUGCAAAUGCACCUCGUACUGUGUCAUCAUUUGCUCCCGCAUUCUCUCGGUCGUCGGCCCUAGAGCAUCUUUUCGCUGCUCGACUUCGACACUGGGCAGCUCGAGCCUGGCCCUGGGUGCACGCACCUUGCACAGCCUAUCCUCGUCCUCCUCUCAUCCGUGGACCAUGUCCUCUUCCUCGGCUAUUCUGAUGACGAGCAACACAUUGUAUAUGUUGAUUGUCAAUAUGGGAAGCUACAAAUAGACUUAUGAUUUUCAGAUUAAAUAUUUUAAAGGUAAGUAAUAAAAAGUAAUUACUGAAGUUAUGAACGGGUACUGCUAAUCCUGUAGCUUUAUCAGUAGAAUAUUUGCAUUAGCUACAUAUGCACGAUGUGGAGUAUUUUCCUUUCUCUUUCUUUUUCGAUUCUAGUUUGAUAAGCUAGCUAUAGCCAGAGCCAUGUAUUUUGUGUUUCUAAAUACAUGGCUCUAUAUAUGGCUCUGGCUAUAGCUAACAAGCUAGCCUAGCUCGACUAACAACCGGCGAUGUUGUCAUAAAAUACAUCAGUUCAUAAAUCAGUGUUCAUAAAAACACUAUGCAUAGCUUGUAUACCUUGCCUCUUCAGCUGACAUGUCGAAAAUAUGGUAUUUGUUUACACAAUUCAUGUGACAACUCUGUUAGCUAACUACUGUCGGUCUCUCGUCAAUGUGCAUCUUGCUAGCUGUCACUCAAAUGAUGAGGGGCUGAAGCUAAUUGGCUGGAACUAGCAUUGCUAGGGGGCUGGCCCACGUGGGCCAAGCUUGAAGUAUGUCACCAAAAUGUGCGUAGAUUCCCUGAAUAGGGAAAUAGUGCCACACAGCUUCCAGAAAACAGUCGCUUUCAAACACAUUGACACAUCCAGCCCAAAGCGGGAGGUUUAAAAAAUACGCCAAAGUUCCGGAACAUCUCUUUAAUCGUCUGUGUUACUACCACUGGCACAAUAAAUGGUUAUUUCAGUGUAUCAUCAUCCUUUGGUAAUAAUGCUAAAUGGUAAUUAUAGCUAAAUGGUAAUUAUGGCAAUUAUUGAAUGAGUGGUUUGGCCUUGAACUGCACACAAUCCAAUGAACUGAAAAUGAAAAUGAGCAUGAUCACUUUAGGUGUGUUUACACCAUUGAACCGAUACAGUGCGGCUCGACUAUCUCAUUUGAAGCAUCAAUCAUACGGAGCAUAACUGAUCCACGUAACCCAUUUACAUGCCAGCAUCGCUUGGGACAUGGCCGUUAAGUGUUUCUGCAGAUAAGAAACCAAAUUCCAUUAGCCAGGGUGUGUGUGCACAUGUGUGAGUGGUGGUGGUGGGUAAUCCUGCCUGCUUGGGGUCUGUGCUAUCCCUGAGUGGGCUGGGUGGGACUCUCCCCAGCUCCCAGCCCCCGUCUAAUGGCUUCGGCGGCUGAUUUACUUGCUGUAAUAAGGCCAGGAGGUCAAACGACUAUCAGGCAGCCUUUGGGGUUGCUCCUCUAGCAAGGCAUCGACACACAGCUGUUCCAGGACGAUUUACAGCCCGGACAGUGACAGGGCCCAAUCAGCGCGCCGUAAAUGUCGGCCCAGGGAGAUUGAGCAGUAACUAAAGCAGUGACAGGACACUGGGAGACAGAUCAAUGGCUGAGGGGCCACUGAGAACUAACUGUAAGCCACAGCACCUUCUUACCGGACUCAGGAAAAGUAAACAUGAGGACCAUAAAUGGGUGUUAUAUGUUCUUGGAUAUCUUACACGUUAUUGGAUAUCUGACUUCCUCUUCUGAACAUUUACUGUAUGUCAUUAUCCCCAUCCUCAACGCUCCAUCGUUAUCAUAUAUGGUACGUAUAUAGUACUACUAGAGUAUAGUACUUCUAGUUACAAAGAAAUCAUUAUUAUGUUUUCUUUUCUGCAAUUAAAAUCAGUUCUGUGUGGCGCCUGGAGAAUUUGACAUAGGACAUCGGUCUCCAUUUACUGACAGGGGUCAUUCCACGAAAUGAGUGCCUUUUGAUAUUUUAAGUAGAAAUUGUGCACCAAUAUUGAAUUGUAAAAGCCUGUUAUAUUAAAUGAAGUGCCCUUUAAUAUAGACCACAUGGAGAAUUCAAAACAUCAGAUUUGAAUAUGAAAAAUCGCUCGUUAAAGUGCCAUAAUUCUUCAUUUUGACAUAUCCCUCCGUCAACCCUGUGUCACUUCUAGGAAGAUUUUAACCCACUUAAUCCCUAAAUUUCUCCAAGUUUCACCAUCAAUGUAAAGCCCUAGUUAUUUUGUUGCUUUGACAAAGUCGUUUCUAAAGAUUAUUUUUAUUUCAUGUGAUUAGUGAUUAAUUUACAUCUGUCCCUAAUUUUAAGGUCAACCCUGUUACAUGAACUGAACUCUCGUUUUAAUAUGGUGAAACUAUUCCUUUUUAAAUAUUAUUUUCAAAAGAAACAUGUAUCUAAUAGUCAAAUCAUAGAGUAAAAGCAGGUGAGCUGGUUCUACAUGUCAAUCAUAGAUAGACAGGCUAGAAAUGUUUUAACAAUUACAUUUAUUUUGUUAAGCUUGUAUUCAAUUGCCACUCGCUGUUGCACACAACAACCUUCCAUCCCCCGUGUCACAAUUUAAGAAGAAAUUGUCAACCCUGUUACAGUCAACCUGUUAUUUUAUUUGGCACUUAAUAGGCACUUACUAUAGUCCUUUUUAGAUACCAUGCAGAUUUUUGAGUAGGCUAUUUACUUUAUAUUUCAGUUUUAUUGUAAUUAUGAUAUCGUUAUACCAACACAGGACAUAUUAUGGUAUUGACAUUUACAUUUACAUUUACGUCAUUUAGCAGACGCUCUUAUCCAUGGCAAGACAUGGCAGUUAUUGUCUGUCUCUUGAUCAUGGUGUAGCUAAAUUUCGUCCACUUGGCUUUGAAAUGAUUUGUUUGUUAACUAAACACAGUCGACAGAGGGGUGUGAAUAACAAAAGAACGAAAAGCUCUUCUGCUCCAUUUUACGGUUUAUCUUUAUUUCUCCUUUAUUUGCUCAACACAUCAGUAAAAUCCCAAUCCCACAACAACACAUACAAACAACUCCCUUUGCUUACAGGACAUUAGAAGUUAUUGUAAAGCGGCCAUUAAAAUGCUGUAUGCAGAGAUUUAUAAAUUAGGCAAUUUCCUUGAUUAUUGCAAUCAUUUACAAAAUUGAUUGCUCCAGUGAGCUAUAGACAGAUUUCAGCAAUGCUAUUGACAGGGUUCACCUCCGUAAUAAACAGGCCGCUCCUCAAUAAAGUGAGAUGUCACUACGCCAGGGCUUGUUUAGCAUGCAGAGAAAACACAAGGUCACGUAUGCAGGGAAAUGUAUAAUAAUGGAGGGGCUGAACUGUUGACAUUGAGAGCAUACAGAGGGUAAGUCAUAGGCUGUGGUGUUUAUUGGACAUGAUGGGGAGAAAUACAAUGGGGUGCGUGUGUGUGUGUGUGUGUGUGUGUGUGUGUGUGUGUGUGUGUUGUGCUGUCAGAUCCUGCAGGGAAAAAAAUACACAAAACGGGAGGGAAAACUGCUUGAGAUGCUAAAUGCUGUUUUCACUGAUGUCGAGUUUGCAGACACACACUUUGCCUUUGCUUUGCAUUUGUAACCCUCUGUGUAGAUUAGACUACAAUGAGGGCUAUCAAUCAGAGUGUGUUUUCUGGGCUGCCCUGUCGUAUAUGGGUCAUUCCACCAAUUCGGUGCCUUUUGAGAAGUGUGACUUGGUCAAAAACCGUAACAGGGUACCGAUUUCUUCUUAAACCAGUCAUCAAUCCUCUUGUGACAGGGGUAAUGGAAGCUUGUUGUGUGCAACAGGGAGUGGUAAUUUAAUACAAGCUUCAGAUGUUUUAUUUUUUUAAUGUUUAGCCUGUCUAUCUAUGGGUAACAGGGUUGACGUGUUAUGUUCGACCUGAACAGUUUUUCACCACAAAACACCAGAAAAUUGCCAAAAAGAGAAGAACCAGAUCACCUGCUAUUACUGUAUGAUUUGACUAUUAUACUGAACAAAAAUAUAAACGCAACAUGCAACAGAUUUUACUGAGUUACAGUUCAUAUAAGGAAAUCAGUCAAUUUAAAUAAAUAGAUUAAGCCCUAAUCUAUGGAUUUUAAGAUACCUUAAAUAAAAAGGUAGGGGCGUGGAUCAGAAAACCAGUCAGUAUCUGGUGUGACCAUCAUUUGCCUCAUGCAGCGCGACACAUCUCCUUCGCAUAAAGAUGAUCAGGCUGUUGAUUGUGGCCUGUGGAAUGUUGUCCCACUCCUCUUCAAUGGCUGUGCAAAGUUGCUGGAUAUUGGCGGGAACUGGAACACGCUGUCGUACACGUCGAUCCAGAGCAUCCCAAACAUGCUCAAUGGGUGUCAUGUCUGAUGAGUAUGCAGGCCAUGGAAGAACUGGGACAUUUUCAGCUUCCGGGAAUUGUGUAAAGAUCCUUGAAUCAUGGGGCUUUGCAUUAUCAUGCUGAAACAUGAGGUGAUGGCGGCGGAUGAAUGGCACGACAAUGGGCCUCAGGAUCUCAACACGGUAUCUCUGUGCAUUCAAAUUGCCAUCGAUAAAAUGCAAUUGUGUUCGUUGUCCGUAGCUUAUGCCUGCCCAUACCAUAACCCCAUUGCCACCAUGGGGCACUCUGUUCACAAUGUUGACAUCAGCAAACUGCUCGCCCACACAAUGCCAUACACAUGGUCUGUGGUUGUGAGGCCUGUUGGACAUACUGCCAAAUUCUCUAAAACGACGUUGGAGGCAGCUUAUGGUAGAUAAAUGAACAAUUCAUUAUCUGGCAACAGCUCUGGUGUUGUGUGACAAAACGGCACAUUUUGAAGUGGCCUUUUAUUGUCCCCAGCACAAGGUGCACCUGUGUAAUGAUCAUGCUGUUUAAUCAGCUUCUUGAUAUGCCACACCUGUCAGGUGGAUGGAUAAUCUUGGCAAAGGAGAAAUGCUCACUAACAUGCUCACUUUUUGUGCAUAUGGAACAUUUCUGUUAUCUUUUAUUUCAGCUCAUGAAACAUGGGACCAACACAUUUACAUUUUAGUCAUUUAGCAGACGCUCUUAUCCAGAGCGACUUACAGUUAGUGAGUGCAUACAUUAUAUAUAUAUAUAUUUUUUUUUCAUACUGGUCCCCCGUGGGAAUCGAACCCACAACCCUGGCGUUGCAAACGCCAUGCUCUACCAACUGAGCUACAUCCCAACACUUUACAUGUUGAGUUUAUAUUUUUGUUGUGUAGAUGAUGUUCAAUGUUUCUUUAGACAUUGUUUUUGGAAUAGUUUCACCAUAUUAAAAUGAGAGUGCAGUUCACAUAACAGGGUUGAUCUUAAAAUGAGGGACAGACGUAAAUGAAUCACUAAUCACAGGAAAUAAAACAUUAUCUUCAGAAAUGACUUUGUCAAAGCAACAAAUGAUGGUGAAAUUUGGGAUUUAAGUGGGUUAAAAUCUCUGUAGAAGUUACACAUGGUUGAUGGAGGGACAUGUAAAAAUUAGUAAUUUUGGCACUUUAGCAAAACUUCUUUCACAUUCAAAAUCAGAUGUAUUGAAUUUUCCAUGUGGUCUAUAUUAAAGGGCACUUCAUUUAAUAUAACAGGCUUUUAAAAUUCAAUAUUGGUGCACAAUUUCUACUGAAAAUAUCAAAGGGAUGCAAAAGGACACAUUUUGUGGAACGACCCAUAUUACUCUAUGUGGAGGUAAUUGGGACCUAAUACGUACUGUAGGGAUCAGUGGCUUCACAAAUGUGUUCCAAUGUACUUUAGAUAGAAGUUCAUAAAGCCUUCUUAAUGCAUGUUAUGCAUUUCCAACGUGUCGUACAUAAAUAUUGUGUUGUCAUGUGUUAUGUCAAAUCCAUUGUCACAUGAAGGCCAGAAAAAAAUAUCAUGCAUCAUUUUGGGACAACACUAUGCACAUGUUGUCAAUCAUUAUAUUUUCAUGCGACCUUAUGAUUUUUUUAGUCCAGGCACAAUAUGGAUAAUUUUUUGUGCUGACAGCACUCCAUGUGUUUGUUAUCAGCCUAAUAUAACACGUUGGAACAACAUGACCCGAGACUCAGCAGCGCUGAUAGCAGGAUGGAAUACAAAUGUAUCUAUCAUCUCAAAAGGAGUGAAAAACGAUUCCACUCCAAAAGAUAUUUGGAUACUGCAAAGCAAACACAAAAAAUGAUCAACAUAAAUAUCACAUCUGUAAACAUCACUUGCUGUUGUCCAGCUGGACAGAAUAAAAUGAGAAAAAAAUACCCAUAUAACAGUGAGAAUAUUUCUCAGUCAGAAAGACGGACGAGGACUUAUUUCUCCCUGGAUUUGGGAAGAGGAGCUUGUACUCAGCGGGAAAGCCUGGAAAAUCUCCAGCAUCAAAGGGGCUGGAUCAGACGAGUCAAACAGUGUGCUGCUCCACAGGCCAGGGAAAUGAAUGGCCUGUCAGGACUUUUUCAAGUGGACCCCCAAAAAAAAAAUGUUGGGGUGCAGUGAAGGGUUCAGUGGCUGCUGCUUGUGAUCACAGCACAGGCUCUGUUGAUGAGAGGCUGCUCUCCUCACUGCUUCAUCGGCCUGUGGGAUCUAUAAGCACUAUAGUACAGAUGCCAGGCUGGCUUCUCCAUCCAAAUAGGAUUUUUUAAAUGUCACUUUUUCAUCCUGCUUCUUUCCAAAUAACAAUAACCUGAUGUUGAAUGUCAGUACAUUCUGUUCCCAUUGCAAAAUACGAUUUUUUUGUAAAUCGGAGGUGAUUUUUCCCAAAUAUUCCCAACUCCAUGACUGCUGUAUGGCAGUGAUAUGACAUUGAUUCAGCAAUUUCUUUAUCCUUUAUUUUUGUAUUACGGGAAAUUACCAAAUGUAAGAUUCCACUUUCUAUUUCCCAUCACACCUUGUCUAUUAUUAAGUGCUCACCACUUAGUUUAAAUUGUGACUCAGUCCAGAUUUGAGGAUUUUUUUUUUUUUAAUGUCAGCUGUUGGAUAGAAAAAAGGAACUAAGUAAAUAAAUGUAUAAUUUAUACCAUUUUCUUAACAAUUUCUUAACCUCUCUCUACAGUGCACAAUCAUCUCUUGUUUCUUUGUCUCAAGAUGGACAUGAUCAUUUAGAUAAAGCAGCUGGAGGACCUGUCUUGUACUUGUGUAACAAAUAGCUCCAGUGUAAGUCAUGUCUUAAAGGGAAAGUUCACCCAAAUUAGAAAAUUACUAUUGGUUUCCUUGCCAUGUAAAGGUGUGACAGCAGUAUGAAAAAAAUAUUUAUGCACUCACUAACUGUAAGUCGCUCUGGAUAAGAGCAUCUGCUAAAUGACUAAAAUGUAAAUGUAAAUGUAAUCCAUUGCUUUGGUUUAUUUUCUCGAGCACUGUUUCCACAUGCUAACGUUUUAGCAUUUGUGGCACAAAUCUCAUUCAAGUCAAUGGACCGAUAUUAGCAUUUUUCACGCAUCAUGUUCAAAUGAUCUAUAAGUGACUUUGUUGAGGUUCACAAUCAAUUUGACAUACUUUCGGAUGAUUUUGACAUGUUGCGCAAAACAUGCUAAUAUAAAAUGCUAAAAUGUUAGCAUGUGGAAACAGUGCCAGGGAAACUAGAUUGCUUACAGGGUAAGGAAACCAAUAUGUAAUUUUGUAAUUUGGGUGAACUAUCCCUUCAAGUAUUCUAUCAUGCUGUCAAAGCCGGAGAUGGUUCACCAGAAAAGCCACAAGGAUAAGAAUGGAAAGGGAUAAGGAAGGGGAAUCACUGCCGACAAACUAGAUGUCAGAGAUUCAAUGGGGUCAGUGGGGUCUUGAAAUCUCAUCCAUUUAGCUGGUGGCCAGUGACAAGGCUCGAAUCCCCCUACUGCCUAGAUGCAAACUGAAUGAACUGCGACAGGGAUAAAGCUGUUUUAUACAUUUCUAAGAGUAGGACAUUGUACAUCACUAUUGUCCAUGAUUAUCCCUGACAAAAAUAUAUUACAAAAUAAAGAAUUAAAAUGUUUAAUUCAGAAAUUAUUAUAUUGCUUAGCUACGGUCCUUACAUCUUUUAUUUCUGUCUCUAUUUUUUCACUUCAAUGUACUUAUUAGUCAACCAGCUUUUCCGAUAUGUGCAGAUUUUUUGCCAUAAACAUGAUGAAAUGGCCAAAUAAAUAUAUAUUGUUUUCUCAUUGUGUGGCUAUUUCAGACUGGUUGGUUGAUAUACAGUGACUGAUAUUGGGGGCACAUAUGUUAACACAGCUUUAAGUGAAAGUGAGAGUGAGAAGCCCCGUUUAUACCUGGUGCUAACCUGCAUCCUUUGUCCUGAUCUUGUCCACAUUCUGAUUGUACCCACAUGUUCAGAUAUGCAUCUACACAUGGUAUUAAAAUGUGUCUCUUAUCUGUCCCCUGUGUCCACAUUGUGACCAGAUUUCCUGGUCCCCUCCCUGUAUGCAAAUGAUUUGACGGAUAUUCUUUAAAAAUAUUAUGUAUUUAUUUAAAGACACAUAUCGAUGUCAUAAGUCAAUGGUACCACCUGUCAAUUACUUUAGAAGUGAUCGUGAUGAUGAUUUAAAUUGUUUCACUGUCCAAAUGUUGUAUUAUUGUCACACACCGGAUAGGUGCAGUGAAAUGUUUAUAUUUGUAUUAUUACAGGCUCAGCCAUAGUAGUACAGCACAUCUGGAGCAAAUUAGGGUUAAGUGCCUUGCUCAAGGGCACACAGAACGAUUUUUCACUUUGUCGGCUUAGGUAUUCGAACGCUCUAAUCCACGUGUCAAACUCAUUCCCCGGAGGGCUGAGUCUGCGGGUUUUCGCUCCUCCCUUGGACUUGAUCGAUGAAUUAAGGUCACUGAUUAGUAAAGAACUGCCUCACCUGGUUAUCUUGGUCUUAAUUGAAAGGAAAAAACAAAAACCAGCAGACACUAGGCCCUCCAUGGAAUGAGUUUGACACCCCUGCUCUAACCACUAGACUACCUGCUGCCCUAUGUCUACACUUGUGAGAUAUCCAGACACAAUGCGUGCCUGACUACCUCCGGAGGUGGGCAGGAAGAUCACAAUCAGAUCAUUGUCUACACCUGUCUACAAAUGUGGGCACAAUCAGCACAAAGGACGCAUGUUAGAACCUGGUAUAAAUGGGGCUAGAGCGAGGAAGGAAAGGAAGCCACUAAAAUAUUUGAAACCAAAAUUGUAUGCCAUCCUUUUAAAGAUGGAAUCCGCAGUAGGUGGGAAAAGCGCCACUGUCCGCCCCAUGGCCGGUGUUAUUUUUUACAAAGCAGAGGUGGGGGUAAAACUAAUUUCAUUAUUUAUGCUGCUGUUCUAUCGCACGCGCAAUGAUGUCAGAGGGGAAAAAAACGGUUUGUUGUUUGCAGUAACUUUGUUUUAAUAUCGCAAACUGACAUGGCAGUUUCACCAUUAAAGAGUCCAUCUUUAACUCACAUCAUCAACUUUAGAUGCUGUUAACCUAGGGCAAAUCAUUUUCAUACUUAUACGAUACUCUAGGGCAGGGCUCUCCAACCCUGUUCCUGGAGAGCUACCCUCCUGUAGGUUUUUGCUUCAACCCCAGUUGUAACUAACCUGAUUCAGAUUAGAAUGAGUGUGUUAGGUUAGGGUUGGAGUGAAAAUCUAUAGGACGGUAGCUCUCCAGGAACAAGGUUGGAGAGCCCUGCUCUAGGGCGAAUCAUUUUCAUACUUAUACAAUGCUCUCACAUGUACACUGUUUACAUUUUACAACAACUUGUGGAGCUUGGCAGUCCAUCACAUUCCUAAUUCCUGUGUGCGUCAUUGUUGAAAGUUGUGUAGAUAACGAUUAAAGGGUGCUUUAAUGAAUCAUGUUUGUUGUGUAUCUUUAGGAAGACUAACUACAUAAACCCCCAUUGCUUUCCAGAUCUAUGACCAGGAAGGGACGUUACAGCACUUUAUUGACGGCAACGAGCCGAGCAAGUCGAGCUGGAUGAGAUACAUCCGCUGUGCACGACACUGUGGCGAGCAAAACAUGAUGGUGGUCCAGUACAGGUAAAGACUGCAUGGAAUGUGGGUGGGGAAGUACCAUGUUAGUUCCACCAGGAAUUGAAUUUGAAUUUAAUCAUUUAGAAUUUGGAUUAACAUUAAUAUUACUCCAUACCAUGUAGGCCCAACUGUGAGUAGAGCAUGUGAUCAACACAAUAUAUUCAGGCAUAAAGUAUAUUCACACUGCAAAUUUGACACUGUCAGCUGUAGUCUAUGCAGGCAUACCAUACAGAUGCCAUAUCUUAAUUUGAUCAUCAUGUUGCAGGAAUUUUCCUGCACAGCUGGGAAUUCAAGCUUGUAGUGUAUUUGAGGUUUAAAAAGGCUCCUAAAGUUUGUAAUUUCCACUUAAAAAUGUCAGACUUGAUUUGCCCUAACAAAAAAUUUAUCAACCCCUACAAACAUAAUUAUAAUUCACAUUUCCUGUUGGAUUAUUUUCCUGCUGUGAGAAACUGGGUCAAAUUAAGAUUCGGCAUCUGUAGAUAGUGUGCGUGUGUAUGUUAUGUAUGUAUGUAUGUAAUGUAUGUAUGUAUGUAUAUAUUUGUAUGUAUAUAUAUAUAUAAAUAUGUAUAUGUAUAUAUAUAUACAUUUCCGUACAUACAGUGGGGAAAAUAAGUAUUUAGUCAGCCACCAAUUGUGCAAGUUCUCCCACUUAAAAAGAUGAGAGAGGCCUGUAAUUUUCAUCAUAGGUACACGUCAACUAUGACAGACAAAUUGAGAAAAAAAAAUCCAGAAAAUCACAUUGUAGGAAUUUUAAUGAAUUUAUUUGCAAAUUCUGGUGGAAAAUAAGUAUUUGGUCACCUACAAACAAGCAAGAUAUCUGGCUCUCACAGACCUGUAACUUCUUCUUUAAGAGGCUCCUCUGUCCUCCACUCGUUACCUGUAUUAAUGGCACCUGUUUGAACUUGUUAUCAGUAUAAAAGACACCUGUCCACAACCUCAAACAGUCACACUCCAAACUCUAUGGCUACACUAUGGCCAAGACCAAAGAGCUGUCAAAGGACACCAGAAACAAAAUUGUAGACCUGCACCAGGCUGGGAAGACUGAAUCUGCAAUAGGUAAGCAGCUUGGUUUGAAGAAAUCAACUGUGGGAGCAAUUAUUAGGAAAUGGAAGACAUACAAGACCACUGAUAAUCUCCCUCGAUCUGGGGCUCCACGCAAGAUCUCACCCCGUGGGGUCAAAAUGAUCACAAGAACGGUGAGCAAAAAUCCCAGAACCACACGGGGGGACCUAGUGAAUGACCUGCAGAGAGCUGGGACCAAAGUAACAAAGCCUACCAUCAGUAACACACUACGCCGCCAGGGACUCAAAUCCUGCAGUGCCAGACGUGUCCCCCUGCUUAAGCCAGUACAUGUCCAGGCCCGUCUGAAGUUUGCUAGAGUGCAUUUGGAUGAUCCAGAAGAGGAUUGGGAGAAUGUCAUAUGGUCAGAUGAAACCAAAAUAUAACUUUUUGGUAAAAACUCAACUCGUCGUGUUUGGAGGACAAAGAACGCUGAUUUGCAUCCAAAGAACACCAUACCUACUGUGAAGUAUGGGUGUGGAAACAUUAUGCUUUGGGGCUGUUUUUCUGCAAAGGGACCAGGACGACUGAUCCGUGUAAAGGAAAGAAUGAAUGGGGCCAUGUAUCGUGAGAUUUUGAGUGAAAACCUCCUUCCAUCAGCAAGGGCAUUGAAGAUUAAAUGUGUCUGGGUCUUUCAGCAUGACAAUGAUCCCAAACACACCGCCGGGGCAACGAAGGAGUGGCUUCGUAAGAAGCAUUUCAAGGUCCUGGAGUGGCCUAGCCAGUCUCCAGAUCUCAACCCCAUAGAAAAUCUUUGGAGGGAGUUGAAAGUCUGUGUUGCCCAGCGACAGCCCCAAAACAUCACUGCUCUAGAGGAGAUCUGCAUGGAGGAAUGGGCCAAAAUACCAGCAACAGUGUGUGAAAACCUUGUGAAGACUUACAGAAAACGUUUGACCUGUGUCAUUGCCAACAAAGGGUAUAUAACAAAGUAUUGAGAAACUUUUGUUAUUGACCAAAUACUUAUUUUCCACCAUAAUUUGCAAAUAAAUUCAUUAAAAAUCCUACAAUGUGAUUUUCUGGAAUUUUUUUCCUCAUUUUGUCUGUCAUAGUUGACGUGUACCUAUGAUGAAAAUUACAGGCCUCUCUCAUCUUUUUAAGUGGGAGAACUUGCACAAUUGGUGGCUGACUAAAUACUUUUUCCCCCCACUGUAUAUGUAUAUAUGUAUGUAUGUAUGUAUGUAUGUAUGUAUGUAUAUAUGUAUGUAUAUAUAUGUAUAUUAAUGUAUAUGUGUGUAUAUAUAUAUACAGUGGGGAGAACAAGUAUUUGAUACACUGCCGAUUUUGCAGGUUUUCCUACUUACAAAGCAUGUAGAGGUCUGUAAUUUUUAUCAUAGCUACACUUAAACUGUGAGAGACGGAAUCUAAAACAAAAAUCUAGAGAAUCACAUUGUAUGAUUUUUAAGUAAUUAAUUUGCAUUUUAUUGCAUGACAUAAGUAUUUGAUCACCUACCAACCCGUAAGAAUUCCGGCUCUCACAGACCUGUUAGUUUUUCUUUAAGAAGCCCUCCUGUUCACCACUCAUUACCUGUAUUAACUGCACCUGUUUGAACUCAUUACCUGUAUAAAAGACACCUGUCCACACACUCAAUCAAACAGACUCCAACCUCUCCACAAUGGCCAAGACCAGAGAGCUGUGUAAGGACAUCAGGGAUAAAAUUGUAGACCUGCACAAGGCUGGGAUGGGCUACAGGACAAUAGGCAAGCAGCUUGGUGAGAAGGCAACAACUGGAAGAAAAUGGAAGAAGUUCAAGAUGACGGUCAAUCACCCUCGGUCUGGGGCUCCAUGCAAGAUCUCACCUCGUGUGGCAUCAGUGAUCAUGAGGAAGGUGAGGGAUCAGCCCAGAACUACACGGCAGGACCUGGUCAAUGACCUGAAGAGAGCUGGGACCACAGUCUCACAGAAAACCAUUAGUAACACACUACGCCGUCAUGGAUUAAAAUCCUGCAGUGCACGCAAGGUCCCCCUGCUCAAGCCAGCGCAUGUCCAGGCCCAUCUGAAGUUUGCCAAUUACCAUCUGGAUGAUCCAGAGGAGGAAUGGGAGAAGGUCAUGUGGUCUGAUGAGACAAAAAUAGAGCUUUUUGGUCUAAACUCCACUCGCCGUGUUUGGAGGAAGAAGAAGGAUGAGUACAAACCCAAGAACACCAUCCCAACCGUGAAGCAUGGAGGUUGAAACAUCAUUCUUUGGGGAUGCUUUUCUGCAAAGGGGACAGGACGACUGCACCGUAUUGAGGGGAGGAUGGAUGGGGCCAUGUAUCGCGAGAUCUUGGCCAACAACCUCCUUCCCUCAGUAAGAGCAUUGAAGAUGGGUUGUGGCUGGUUCUUCCAGCAUGACAACGACCCGAAACACACAGCCAGGGCAACUAAGGAGUGGCUCCGUAAGAAGCAUCUCAAGGUCCUGGAGUGGCCUAGCCAGUCUCCAGACCUGAACCCAAUAGAACAUCUUUGGAGGGAGCUGAAAGUCCGUAUUGCCCAGCAACAGCCCCGAAACCUGAAGGAUCUGGAGAAGGUCUGUAUGGAGGAGUGGGCCAAAAUCCCUGCUGCAGUGUGUGCAAACCUGGUCAAGACCUACAGGAAACGUUUGAUCUCUGUAAUUGCAAACAAAGGUUUCUGUACCAAAUAUUAAGUUCUGCUUUUCUGAUGUAUCAAAUACUUAUGUCAUGCAAUACAAUGCAAAUUCAUUACUUAAAAAUCAUACAAUGUGAUUUUCUGGAUUUUUGUUUUAGAUUCUGUCUCUCACAGUUGAAAUGUACCUAUGAUAGAAAGUACAGACCUCUACAUGCUUUGUAAGUAGGAAAACCUGCAAAAUCGGCAGUGUAUCAAAUACUUGUUCUCCCCACUGUAUAUAAUAUACACACAAAGUAGUCCAAGACCAUGAAGAGGAAUAACUUAAUACUGAUGAUCUGUGGACUAGAUCCAAUACUUUUGCUGUCUUGACCCAUGAUUGUACCAAACUAGGCCCAUAUCCAUAGAGCUUCUCAGAGUAGGAUUGCUGAUCUAGGAUCAGUUUUUCCUAUUAGAUCAUAAUAAAUAAGAUUCCAUGGACAGCAGGAACCUACUCGGAGAUGCUUUGUGAAUACAGGCCCUGGUCCAUAACUAUGAGAGAGCUAUGAUUAGUGAAAACCUUUGAGACUCAGUUCCACAUCAUCCUAUACGUGCACUCCUAAUGCAGACACUCCUGUUUCCCUCCUCUGAGCCGUGUGGGGAUGUCCUCCACAGGCAGUCAGCUGGUUUGAAUUCCUUAUGUUAUGAUUUGCAAUAUCUAAAUGGAAUUCUCUUCAAAGCAGCUCGUGAUUGAUUGACCCUGGGAUGGCUGUUUUGUUUUUGCUCUGACAAUAAUGUCCAUUGGCAUGUGCUUCACUUUGCCUGCACUGGGACGUCCCGCCGUUGUCUUUAUGAGUCAUCCAACCACAAUACUAAAUACAUGUCAGCAAGGGAAAUAUUAUCCAAAACUGAAAAUAUGCCUUUGAUGUGCUCCACUGAGCUGAGAUUUGCACAAGUUUUGAAAGUGACAGCAGGCUUGUAAGAAAUGGUAUACAUUUACACUCUUUCACCCGCCUCAAAGUGUGCAAGACCACCUAUCGCUUAGAAAACAGCCCUCUGUCAGCAGCCAACUGAGUCAUUUAGUCCCAGUACAUUUAUUUGUGUGCUCCAGUGUUUAUGUUAAGUGAGGCCAAACUGAGAGACAGAACGUUACAAGGGUAUAAAAUACAUGGCAUACUUGUGUUUUUCUCAGGUUAUAAGAUGUUUGAUUUAUGGGCUUGUCUUUGCUUCAUUUUUAUGUUGUGGUGGAAAGAAUUAAUACAAACUCACAGGCUUCAGCAGCUCGGCCAAGACCAAAGAACCAUUUUUGUUAAAUGUUUGUUUAUUUUUUAACUUUAUUAUUUGAAAUAUAUGGAUAUGUUAUCUGCUAGUGAAGCAAAUGCCUGGAAUGUCAGCAUGGGUGCACAUUUAAGAUAGAAGCCCCCCCCAAAAUUGUUCUAGCCGCUGAAAAUAAAAGAUAGAGGUUUAUAUUGAUCUCUGUAUUAUCACUGCCAGGGGAUGGUGGUUACUUAGUGGUGACAAAGUAAUGCAUAUCCCACUGCCAUGGAAAUGUACAGUAUAAUGCCUAUUCAUUUCGAGACUGAUUCAUUAAAUAAGCAUUGCGUCACAGCUGCCAUGUUUCUUCUUGUAGAACCUCAGCCUCACGCAUGCAGAGUUUUUCAACUCGCCAAAGAGGAAAUUAGAUGUGAUGCUUGGACGUGAUUAUAUAUUCUGUCAGACACAAAGCAAAAGGCAUACUGAGGGCCUCUAAUAAUUUUUGUUUGCAUUUACUGACGUACAUCGUUUGUACAUGAAAUUGUGUUGUGAGUAGUUCACACUGGGCACGCCACAUUUCAACGUCGAAAUUUGGGUAAUAUUUGGUUGAGACGUUGAUCAAUGAGAUUUCAACCUUUCUUCACCCACUCAAAAAGACAGAAGUUUGUUGAAUUCCCAAAGUGUUAUCACUAUGCUUUCAACCAUCUAAAAGCACAACCAACUUCUAAUGGAAAAACAAUGUCAGAUUUUUGGUUUAGGGCUCGAUUCAAUCCGUAUCGCCAAAGUUGAGCACUAUAGCACACGUGAAAUGUAAAGGUAAUUUUCGAUUGAGCCGACAUAUGCAGUGUUUACCGUGAAUGAAGUCCCUGUGAAUGCAGGAACAAGUUAAAGAAUGGGACUAAAUCAAAUCAAACUUUAAAAGUACUUGAAAUAAAGUUGGAUUUGAUUUAGUCCUAUUCUUUAACUUACAUUUUUGGUUAAGAUGGAGACAAUAGCUGUUGAUUUCGCAAAUGCUAUAUAGGCCUAUUAGAUUAUAUGACUUUUAAAGUAUGGUUACAUUUCAUUUGCUCUGUUAAAUCUCCUUUGGAAUUACUUUGAUAGCAACAGUGAAUCUAUUUAGUUUUUAAUUGGUACAUUGGUAGUAGUCAGUGACAAAUAUCAAAACUAAGCAGUCCAGGGCUUGGUUAAUACCAUGGAUGGGAGACCAAUGGAUAGCUGUAGAUAGAUCAGCUCUCCAGUAGGAGGUGCUGCCCAGCCUAUUGUUUUCUUCUGAUAGUGGCUAUAACAUUGAAAAUCUGACGUUGUUUCAAAGGUACAAAUUCAACAUAUAUUAUACAAGCUUUAUCAAUGUUGAAAAUUGGUUACCAUGAUGACAUAAUUCUGUGGUUGAAACUUCACGCUCAAAACAACACUUUCUUUCUAAUCCAAUGUAUUUUCCACGUAGAUUCCAUGUCACAAUACGUUGACAAAUUACGUUGAAACAACCAGUUUGUGCCCAGUGGGUAGAUUAAUUGACAGCACUGUUUUCUCUACCGUACAGAUCAUGUAUAUUCUACCGGGCAUGUAUGGACAUUCCAAGAGGAACAGAGCUCCUCGUCUGGUACAAUGACAGCUAUACCUCCUUCUUUGGCAUCCCUCUACAGUGCAUUGCACAGGAUGAAAACUGUAAGUCUCUCUCUGUCUGUCUCUCUCUCUCUGUCUGUCUCUGUCUGUCUGUCUCUCUCUCUGUCUGUCUCUUUCUCUCUCUGUCUGUCUGUCUCUCUCUCUCUGUCUGUCUCUCUCUCUCUCUCUCUCUGUCUCUCUCUGUCUGUCUCUCUCUCUCUCUGUCUGUCUCUCUCUCUCUCUGUCUGUCUCUCUCCUCUCUGUCUGUCUCUCUUCUCUCUCUGUCUGUCUCUGUCUGUCUCUCUCUCUCUCUCUUCCUGUCGUCUCUCUGCUUCUCUUCUCUCUCUCGUCUGUCUGUCUGUCUUCUGUCUGUCUCUCUCUCUCUGUCUCUCUCUCUCUCUGUCUGUCUCUCUCUGUCUGUCUCUCUGUCUGUCUGUCUCUAUCUGUCUGUCUCUCUCUGUCUGUCUCUCUCUCUGUCUGUCUGUCUCUCUCUCUGUCUGUCUCUUUCUCUCUCUGUCUGUCUGUCUCUCUCUCUGUCUCUGUCUCUCUCCUCUCCUGUUUCAUUCUUCUGUCCUUACUUCUACAGGACAUGGUAGCUCUAUUCUCUCUCUUCUUCUGUCUCUCGCUCUCCAUUGGGCUCUCAAGUCUUUCCACCAUUUAAUGUUACAUUCCUCUGUCCACAUUAACACACAUACUACAGUUACAUUACUCUGCUCUGGGCCAUUGGGUUGGCAAGCAGUUGUCCCCAUUUCAUCUUAACAUUCCAAAGGAAUAUGAUCCACAUACAGCCAUCAGCAUGUACUGAUUUAACAAGGGGUUAUUUCUAUCCAAAUAUAGUAUGACUCCUAUAAAGAUAUCUAGUAUUUCCAUGUAAGAAUACUAGAAUGAUCUAGUACAUAGCAUUGUCAUGAAUAGGACUUAAUGACAGACAUAACAUAUCUGGUGCCUAGCAUAACCCAACAAAACAUAUUUGCAGAAGGACUACUGUCCAAAAAGUAGUAGGUUAAUGAAAAUGCUAUAAUUUACUUUGGAUUUCAGUGUGUAAUUUUAUUAAAGACAAAAAGCAUUUGACUGGGCAUAGUUGCGCUAAGCCACAAAAACCUAUGCAAAUAUUGGACCCUUAAAUUUACUUAAGCCUGAUUUAUACAUCUGAACCAAACAAACCUUGCCAGUGCAAACAGGAGGAAAACAUCGUUUUUCAUAUUGUGGCAAAUUAAACCAAUGACUCAAUGUUGAUUUUCAACAGACAGUACCCGUUAGUUACGUAUAACUAUUUUCUAUUUUCUAAGCGGUUCUCUCAUUGAAGAGACAAUCGGUUAGGCUUAUUGAAACAAUAGUAUUUCUCUCCCCCAGACAUUUUUGAGGGACUGUCUGUUAACAGUCUUCGUAGGAGCGUUUGGGGAAAAGGAAUGACUAUUUUCUGUCUAAACCAGCAUUUUGCCCCAUACUGCUCUGUCUGGUUUCUUUGGAACUCACUGGCCACUGGAGGUCUUGGACAACCGACAGGGCCUGACAGUUCACUGUUUACAUGUUCAACAUUUUAUUACUUCAGUCUAGUUGGAGUCCUGUUUAGACAAGUGCCUUUUCAUAUAAACUGUUUUAAAAGUGUAUAGUAUAAUUUGAUAGAUGCAGUAUUGUAGCCUUAAAACGUGGCAAACAAUGGAGAGGUCGAGGAGGGAGAGUGCUGUGAACUUGCGAAUCAGCAUACCCUGCAUGAAUCAAUAUAUCCUAGUAUAGCUCUCUUAAAGGAGAAUCUACCCAUUACAGACACUGAAGCCUGGUUACACAGAAAUAGACCGCUUCCCCUAAUACAACCCACAUGAAGGAAUAGUGUGUGCAUGUGAUAGCAAAUGAAAGCUACUGGAUUGGUGAGGUUUAGUACUUUGCCCUAACUCAGAGACUUUAAAUUAGUCACCACCCUCCUCUACAACAUGCACAGCUUCAGAACCACCUCACAAUUGUUUUUCAUGUAUAUUUUCAUAAGUUAACAUCAAUCACACUUCCUUAGCCUGAUACUGAACAGCGUUCCGAGAUCUAACAUUAAAACGAUGCCCAGAAAUACAUAAUUGAAGUUUUAUUAUAUUAUAUCUUUAUUAAAUAAGAAAGGCCUAGCCCUACUCCCACAUGUAUCACGUUACGGUUGUGUAAAUCUGUGUUUAUGUACACAGCAUGUUGCAAUACAAAGAAUGUGGGAUGUGGUUUGUCCACCGAUGAGUUAUUAUGGCUCUGACUUCUUGAAUGCAGUCAGAGAUCAGUGUGUAGUGAUGAAGAAUCAUCAUAUGUUUCUUAUAACAACAAUGAAACGUUAUUUCAUCAAGCUGCUUAUGCUUGGGAUGCACAAAGACUGCAGCUUUUCUUUUCCGUGAUCCAGUAGCUGAGAGAGAAUAGAUCUCAUCUGUGUUGUUAUGUUUUGGUCAUGACUAGAACUCACCGACAUGGAAUGAAAAACAACAACAACCUAUGACAGUCGAACUCAGAGCCAAGAUAAAAUACGUUUGAAACAUUUGUGCGUUCCAAAUGGUACUCCAUUCCCUAUGUAGUGCAAUACUUUGUUCAGAGCCCUAUGGGCCCUGAUCAAAGUAGUUCACUAAAUAUAGGGAAUAGGGUGCCAUUUGGGAUGCAAACACUGUCCAUGUACACAAGUAGCGAUGGCUGAAAAACAUGCAUGAUCCUUAUCUUUGAAUGUUAUCUACAUUUAAAUUACAUUGACCAAUAUUUGCUUAUAAGGUUUGUGGCAAAAUGAGUUGAGCAUUUUCGAGAGGUGUAAUGCAUAUGUCAACUGCCAUUGGGAACUUAUGAAUGGAAUAAUUAUCUCCAUAUUAUUAGUCUAAGAUCAAUUUAGCCUGUCUGCAUUUAGCCGAAGUGAAAUGAAGAAAGAUUAAAUGUGGUAAUGAUGUCUGAUGACAGUAUUCUAUUAACUGUAGCUAGGGAAACAUGUACAGUGGGGAAAAAAAGUAUUUAGUCAGCCACCAAUUGUGCAAGUUCUCCCACUUAAAAAGAUGAGAGAGGCCUGUAAUUUUCAUCAUAGGUACACGUCAACUAUGACAGACAAAAUGAGAAAAAAAAAUCCAGAAAUUCACAUUGUAGGAUUUUUUAUGAAUUUAUUUGCUAAUUAUGGUGGAAAAUAAGUAUUUGGUCAAUAACAAAAGUUUCUCAAUACUUUGUUAUAUACCCUUUGUUGGCAAUGACACAGGUCAAACGUUUUCUGUAAGUCUUCACAAGGUUUUCACACACUGUUGCUGGUAUUUUGGCCCAUUCCUCCAUGCAGAUCUCCUCUAGAGCAGUGAUGUUUUGGGGCUGUCGCUGGGCAACACGGACUUUCAACUCCCGCCAAAGAUUUUCUAUGGCAUUGAGAUCUGGAGACUGGCUAGCCACUACAGGACCUUGAAAUGCUUCUUACGAAGCCACUCCUUCGUUGCCCGGGCGGUGUGUUUGGGAUCAUUGUCAUGCUGAAAGACCCAGCCACGUUUCAUCUUCAAUGCCCUUGCUGAUGGAAGGAGGUUUUCACUCAAAAUCUCACGAUACAUGGCCCCAUUCAUUCUUUCCUUUACACGGAUCAGUCGUCCUGGUCCCUUUGCAGAAAAACAGCCCCAAAGCAUGAUGUUUCCACCCCCAUGCUUCACAGUAGGUAUGGUGUUCUUUGGAUGCAACUCGGCAUUCUUUGUCCUCCAAACACGACGAGUUGAGUUUUUACCAAAAAGUUCUAUUUUGGUUUCAUCUGACCAUAUGACAUUCUCCCAAUCCUCUUCUGGAUCAUCCAAAUGCACUCUAGCAAACUUCAGACGGGGCCUGGACAUGUACUGGCUUAAGCAGGGGGUCACGUCUGGCACUGCAGGAUUUGAGUCCCUGGCGGCGUAGUGUGUUACUGAUGGUAGGCUUUGUUACUUUGGUCCCAGCUCUCUGCAGGUCAUUCACUAGGUCCCCCCGUGUGGUUCUGGGAUUUUUGCUCACUGUUCUUGUGAUCAUUUUGACCCCACGGGGUGAGAUCUUGCGUGGAGCCCCAGAUCGAGGGAGAUUAUCAGUGGUCUUGUAUGUCUUCCAUUUCCUAAUAAUUGCUCCCAAGAGUUGAUUUCUUCAAACCAAGCUGCUUACCUAUUGCAGAUUCAGUCUUCCCAGCCUGGUGCAGGUCUACAAUUUUGUUUCUGGUGUCCUUUGACAGCUCUUUGGUCUUGGCCAUAGUGGAGUUUGGAGUGUGACUGUUUGAGGUUGUGGACAGGUGUCUUUUAUACUGAUAACAAGUUCAAACAGGUGCCAUUAAUACAGGUAACGAGUGGAGGACAGAGGAGCCUCUUAAAGAAGAAGUUACAGGUCUGUGAGAGCCAGAAAUCUUGCUUGUUUGUAGGUGACCAAAUACUUAUUUUCCACCAUAAUUUGCAAAUAAAUUCAUUAAAAAUCCUACAAUGUGAUUUUCUGGAUUUUUUUUUCCUCAAUUUGUCUGUCAUAGUUGACGUGUACCUAUGAUGAAAAUUACAGGCCUCUCUCAUCUUUUUAAGUGGGAGAACUUGCACAAUUGGUGGCUGACUAAAUACUUUUUUUCCCCACUGUAUGUACGGAAAUGUAUUCAGUAUAAAAGUUUUGUGAUAAUACAAAUACUGUCAUCAGACAAAUACUGUCAUAAGCUUCAAAGCAUAAUAUUUUUCCAAUGUCUUUAUUUUCACUUUUAAAACUCUGACCUUGGGUGAGAAAUGUGAAUUAGGAGUGUUACACCAUUCCAGUUGUAUAAGGUUGCUAAGGGACAACAUCCUAUCGGUAUCCUCACAUCACAUGCUGAUAGUGGUUUACAUGACCAUAUGUUCCAUCUUUUCUAUUGUUGUUUUCCUCCUUUAGUGAAUGUACCAACCACAGUCAUGGAGGCCAUGAGCAGACAAGAGACCCUGCAGCCGCUCAGUAAAACGGGCAAAGGCUUCUCGGUGGCCCUGCUGCGCUCCAUGGUCUUCCCCCACUCGCCCUGCUCCAGAAGCUUCUCCCUGAUGGACAAGGGCGGCCACACGGACUCCGGCUUCAACCAGAUGAGCUCUAAGAACCAGCGAGUCCUAGCCAGCCCCACCUCCACCAGCCAGCUGAGCACCGAGUUCAGUGACUGGCACCUCUGGAAGUGCGGCCAGUGCUUUAAGACUUUCACGCAACGCAUCCUGCUCCAGAUGCACGUGUGCACACAGAACCCAGACAGGUAAGGUAACAGCCAUCGAGUCAUCUCAUAAUAUGCAUCAUCAUACUGCAUGAUAUAUCCUAGUAGUCCCAGACUCUUAUAGCCAUUUAGGCAUUCUUCUUGCUUUGUCAAUUUUUCAUUUCAGAAUGUUCUGUUUCCAUUGGGUUCAUUGGGGAAAUACAAAACACUGUUGCUAUGCUAUUGUAUAUAGUGUAGUGGUGAACGGGGUUGGUUGUCACACUUUUUACUCGUGUGUAUUUCUCAGCACCAGUAUAUCGUACAAGACUCUUUUCUAUAUGAGGAGAAAGACCAAAGUCUUGGGUUGAAAUGGGGACCCUUUUUAUCCUCACAUCUUAUUCCAACAUGGCGUUAUAAGCCAUCAAACACACUGUCCACUUGUGACAACCAGCCCCAUCGUGGGGUUGGUUGUCACACAGUAUGGGGUUGGUUGUCACAAUGUUUGCUAGUAGCUUCUUCCUUUUGUAGCAUAAUAUAGCAUACAGUCUUAGAAAUAGCCUUUCUUUGAUCAAAUUAUAUUUCUAACACAAUUUAGCAUUUUAUGCCUUGAUAAUAACAUGUCAUUUUGAGUACAUGUCUGUGUGUAUGUGUGUGUUUGCACAUGUAUGUGUUGGGGUGUGACAGACAAUAUGUGUGUAAGAGUGAGGCAACGAAGGGAGCUCUUUAUAGCACAAGCACAAAAGAGCUUGGGAUUUUUACUGGAUACUGGCUGUGACACUGUCCCCGAACAAUAUGGUUACAAUGAGUUGGAUUGUGACAAGGACAUUUCCAUGUAAAAGGCCCCAUGAGCACUAACAUAGGAGCACAUCAAAUUCCAUGUCAAAUGAAAGCUAAUAAAUAGUCUGGGCUAUAUUUUUGAGAAAUUAAGGCAUAUAUACUUUUUCCAACAAUUUUCCAUCCCAAAAAAUGUGGAAUAAGCAGGCUUUGUACUGUACUGAACUCUACUCUGCUGUGAUGACCAAACCUGUGAAACAGGCAUAUAUGAUUGGUACAGAUUUGGUCCGGACCCCCUCCCAAUGCUAACUAAGAUGGUGGUUACCACAUGGCUUGACCUAGGUAACAGACAAUUGUUCAUGGAUAUUCCCAAAAUUAAAAAAUUUACAAAGUACCAAUAUAUAUAUAUAUAACUUUCACCUAUGAAAAACUCAAAUUCCCCUCACCUCAAUGUUGUCAUGCUGACAUGAAUUGACCAGGUGGUUGAUUUCUUUCAAAGAAUUCACACAUUUUAACCUUUUCAAUUAUUACACAGAGCCAUUUAGAUUGGGAGUAAUUAGCACUGUGACAACCAACCCCCGAGUGUCCCCUGUACUGUAUCAGAAACAAUUCAUUGUCCCUAUCAGUAAUUUGCAUGCCUAUACAUGUGGUCUUUCUCUGUCACAGUGGUUUCAGGGUUCAAAUCCAGUGUGUAACAUCUCCCAACUUAAUUAAAUACAGUGGGGGGGAUGUAUUGGACAUUUUUGCUUAGCACAAUUUUUCUUCAGAGCAUACAAACCUAUAAAUCAGUUGCAGCUGUCACAAAGAAAUACCUACCCUAACUGUGAUGCGGAGGAAAACAGAUGCCACUUAUUCAAUAAACUAAUAUUCAUACAGAAGAAAAAUGUUGCCUGGAUACCUAGGAGUUGAAGUCAAUAUGAGCGUUUGUCAAUACUCAACUUUAUGACCCUGGGGUGCAGAUAAAAUUUAGCUGAACAAGGGAAUCUGGAUCUGUUGAUAUUUGGAUGCACAGCCUUUGCACCUAGUAAAUUACCCAAUGCAUCUGUUUAAAAUGUUCUCGGCUGUGGUUUAUGGGUUUUGGCUUAUACAUAUUUAUUGAUGUUUAGUUUAUAUGUACAUUUGGGGCAAAGAUUAAUUGCUGUAGUAUAUCAGCACUAGAAAAAUCAUUUUGCUGAUCUAUUUUGCUGACUGUUUUGCUGAGAUCCUACAAAGGAGUGUCCGAUAAGUUUUUCGUCUUUUUUCAGUCACUUGGAAUGUAUCCGUCAAUUUUAGAGAAAUACAGUAUCUUUAUGAUAAUAUAGUAGAUCAAGGAAUAAUGUGUUUCCGUUUACUUUGCUACUUAUCCUUUCACUUAGUAUUCAGCCUUCAGUAUGUAUCGAUACUAUUUAUUAAUAUUUAAUAUCUACUAACAGAACAAUACUGUACAGUAUUACUUUAAGACAUGAAGCAUUUGAGGACAGUCUUUCACUUACCCAAAUGAGGUGUGCAGUAACUAUGAGCAUUAAUUUUAUGUUUGUUCUUCUGCAUUUCCAAUGAACGAUAGGGUGGUUACUGCUCAGGCUUUGUUUUUUCUGUUCUUAGGGCGAAAAGGCCAGGGAUCGCCCUACUGAGAGUUUCAAAUGGGAAAGAAGUGGUGGUCUGUAGCACAGAAGGGCCUCUACCUCAGUAAAUAACGUUUCAAUACUCUAAUCAGCAAUGAAAACUUGAUAUUCUAGUGUGGUUCUGUGUUGCUCAGUUGGUAGGGCAUUGAGCUAGCAAUGCCUAGAUCGUGGGUUCGAUUCCUGCUGAGCCACCCAUAUAAAAAUGUAUUAAUUCACUGUUGUAAGUCACUUUGGAGAAAAGUGUCUGCUAAAUGGCUGACUUUGUUGAUACAGAGGAUUAUUCUGUUAUUUUGUUGAUAACUCUUGAGUCUAAAAUGCGCUACUGGUUUGAGGUCUAAGGAUUGCUAUGGAAAAUCAAGAGCAUUGAUAUAUACAGUAUGUUGGGCGGUGUAGAUAGUGGAUGCGGCCCAAAUGGGACCGUUCUGAGCUCUGGUCAAAAGUAGUGCACUGUACUGUAUAGGGAAUAGGGUGCCAUUUGUGAAGCACCUUAGUUGUAGAUUUAGAUCAUGCUGAGACGUCUAUCAAACUUUAGCCCCACUAGCUGGGAGAUUGUAAGAUAAUGUUAUAUUUAUUUAUGCAUAAAUGUAACAUCUCCUGAAUUGUAAAACAAGGGAUAGUCACACAAUUACUCAAAAGCAAAAUAACUUUAAAUAGCGUCUUUAUACAGGUUACACAGAAAAAAUCGGACCUCUCAAAAAUUAAAAUGAAUGGCCCUCCCUUCAGCAAAAUAUAUUUUACCUAAACCAUCCCUGAACGCUUGAAAAAAAAAAAAAGUGCCCCUCCCCUAUACCCCAAAUAAUAAUUACAACAAAGUGGAUAGCAGAGAAUAUGUUUACUGUUUACCCUCACUUCUUAGACAGACCAGAGCCUUAGAUAUGCAGUUUUAAAGCUCUUCUUCGUCCUGUAAGCAUUACAGGGCAACGCAGGAAUUUUGAUAGCGCACAGGGCUGCGGGCCAGAAGGUUGUGGGUUAGCAGACAAGCGUGGACAAGAGUAAAGGUGGAAAGAUCUCCUUUAAGCAUUACAUGAAUCGAUCAUUGUAUUUGCAGGUCCGAGAAAACAUUUCCUUUUAUAAACAGGUCAUGCAAUUCUAUUUCACAUAUUUGCAUAAUAUUUUUGAAUACCACACAAAUUACCGAAAUUACAGGCUAAGAAUGGACAGAGAUAGGCCUAUGUGUUUAUCUUGUAUUUCUCCAGUGCCAAAUCAGUGUGACUUGUUUGCAACGAAACUGUCCCUGUUUACAAAUAAUUACAUCUGAGAUGUCAUUAAGAAUCUGAGCAUGGUACUUUCAAAAGUUAGGCCUACCUUUCCACUCCAGACAGAGUAGGCCUACCGACGCAGAAAAAUGUAAGCUUUAACUGCUGGCUACUCCUCUUCUGUGGCUUAACCCAACGAGAGAAGGUCACAAGUGUUUCCCUAAAAGCUGUCUGGGUUUAAACAUCUCUGGUGACAUAAAUACAUUAAUUUAUUGUCUCGUUCAGUGGUUGUAGCUCAGCCUCUGAAUGUAAAAUAAAUUAAACAAUGAUAUCCCCAUAUGCAUCGGAGUCACGUCUUUCACGGGUAUUUUACAGAUUGUUUCUAGCAUGAAGCAUUGCGGACCAAAGCGCUGUUAUAGAUAACUUUAUAUAAUCAGAUCGGUUUUAUUUUCUUCAAUCUUAAGCUAACAAGGGGUAGGCCUGUGCUUUUUGCCAUUUUAUUUAAUAAAAGGUAGGCCUAUGGCAUACCCUCUCAUACCCCCUCAAUUUGAGUCUUGGUUUUAACUUAACAGCCCUUCACUGACACAGAGGUAGGCUAUUUAAAGAAUGCAUGGUGGGUGGAGGAAUUGACUGACAAAUCUAUGGAUAUAGCAGCCCAUAGCCUAAUUUUGUCUUUCAAACAGGUAGGCCUAACUCUUAUUUCUUAAAUAGGAAGAAAUAGGCUCUAACACAAAGCCCUCUUGUUGUUAGUAAAGUCUAAUUAAAAUGAAGAUGGUUGAAAUGAAUUAUGAUUACUCAAAUUUGCCUACUUUCAGCACCAUGAGCUGUCCAUUUCCGAUUGAUUGUGCCGCGGCUGCUGCUUCAAGUUUCAGCACCACAAUGUAAGUUACUCGAAUCUGGCUUAUUGUGAGGUCAAUAACUCAGAUAAAUAGGCCUACAUCAUGGGCAAACAUUUCUAAUCAAAUAGAUUAUAGUAGUAGCAAGCUAUCAAAGUUGACCUCCGGUCCUCCUCAUCUUCGCGCUCUCCUUCUCAAACUGAACAGAACAUAGGCUAUAGGCUAGUCUGCACUUCCUAGCCUAUAUGCUAUGGAUCAUUUCAUUGAGACCACACUAAAUAGCCUAUAGGCGUACUUGAUAUUGCGCACCCAGAGGAGAAUCAGAAAUGAGGGGCGGUAUCGGGCACACAUCGAUUUAUAGCCUAAUAUGCAACUAAUUCUAAAACAUUGAGAAAUGUAGACAUUUUAUCAAUUACAUGACCCUCCCCUGGACUAGAUGAUAAAAUAAAAGACUAAACCCUCCCCUUGACUGAAAUUGAAAAAGCAUGACCCUCCCCCAUUUUCCUCCAGGUACCCAUUAUGUAAAUGUCGAUCCUAAAGGGAGACCGGGGUUGGUUGUCACAGUGCUUAUUACUCCCCAGUGCUUAUUCAUCUAAAUGGCGCUGUGUAAUAAUUUUAAGGUUAACGUGUGAAUUCUUUGAAAAAACUCAUCCACCUGGUUUAUUCGUGUCAGUAUGACAAGACGUUCAGGUGAGGGGAAUUUGUGUUUUUCAUAGGUGAAAGCAAAAAUAAAAUAUUGGUAUUUUCUUUGUAAAUGUUUGAAUUUUGGGAGUGUCCAUGAACAAUUACAUUUGUUGAAAAGAGGAAAGGGAGAGCUAUAUUUCAACCUUUUUCUGAGUUCCUAGGUGAAGCCAUGUGGUAACUAGCAUCUUAAUUAGCAUGGUCGGGGAUGGUUGUCACAUGGAAUGUGGGGUUGGUUGUCACAAUAAACUCCAUUAUAAAAAUGUUUGGGGUUGGUUGUAGGCAAUUCCAUUGUAACAGAAUGAUGGUAACAGAAUGACAUCAUGGGUCCCUGAUCUGUACUAUACAGAAAUACAUAAUUAUGAAUGUCAUUCUAUUCAUGGUGAUGUAUCCUGAAUAGGUACACAAGGUAGAAACAUUUAGAACCUCCUUUGCAUAUUUGGGUAUUAUUCUAUACACUGCCUAUUAUUCUAAUGAGCUCCGCCCCCCAAACAAGACCCUAUUUGGUUGGUCUGGACCAAAUCUGUACUAAUCAUAGAUGUCUAUGUUUCACAGGUUUGGACAUCACAUUACAGCACAGUAAAGCACAGUAGAGCCACAGUAGAGUGGAAUAGAAUACAGUGCAGUAGAGGUCAGUACAGAAAAUUAUACUGUACUCUAGUGUGCUAUACUGUGCUAAACUGUACUGAACUCUAAUCUACUGUAGUUUGUUGUACUUUAUUGUACUGAACUAUACUGUACUGUUUUCGAAGACCCCUUUCCAUCUGUUUUGACCAGAAAUCAUUGCCUUUGCUUAUUCCUCAUUAGGAGGAAACAUUGUUGAAAAAUGUAUAUAUGCCUUAAUUUCUCAAAAAUAUAGCCUAGACUCUUAGCUGUCAUUUGACACGAAAUUUGAUGUGCUCCUGUGUUAGUGCUCAUGGGGCCUUUUACAUGGAAAUGCCCAUUUCACAAUCCUACCCAUUGUAACCAUAUUGUUCAGGGACAUUGUCACUGCCAGUAUACAAAAAAUCCCAAGCUCUUUUGUGCUUGUGCUAUAAAGAGCUCCCUUCGUUGCCUUCCUCUCAAGCCCAAAUCACAUGGAGAGACGCCGUCAACGGUGUCAAAAUGUGCACGCGAGAGUAGAGAGCGUCAAUUCACAUACACUGCGUAGCGUAUGCCAACUUAAUUGUCAGGAGAAUCCAUAAUGAACAGUUGUAUUUGUUAUGUUCGCUAUGUAGCCCUUGUGAAUUAUGGUUGUGUUUUCCUUUUGACUCACCUUAUAUUGUAUGUCCUUUGGAGCCACUGUACCUGCCUGUUCUAAACAGUUACGUUAGCUCAGGAACGUGAGCAUAGUUGUAGCUAAUACACCCGAGCAGUUUAUAAAGAAUUUAGCUAGUCUCGUUCUUUCCGUAUUCUCUCUUGAAAUCGGAUUUCCUCGAGUUUUCCAGCCGUAGGCUAUAUGACUGUUAUCAAAAUGAACACAGGUAGGCAUAAUGUUGUUGUUUUCAAAUAUGUAUUAUUGACACUUUUUAACUAUAGAUGUCUCUAUUCCAGACGUAACAAUUCACAAACGGUCUAUUUUCUGGCAAUUUAUCCGCUAAUUUUAUCAGCAUUUCUUUGCGUAGCCGCAUAGACAUGAGAAAAAUAGACUUGCUUUUUAAUUUGACGCGCUAUGGCGCCGUUGACGCACCAGGCCAUUCUGUUUGUUUCUCAUUCACUACCGCGCAUUCUAAUUCCAGCGUGUACACAGUCGUUCACGGGUAUAAAAAAUAUGCUUUUCAUUUGAUUUGGGCUUCACACACAUUUUUUCUGUCACACAACCACACGCAUGUGCAAACACGCAUUCACGAAAUGUACUCGAUGUCAUAUUUUGUUAGGAACAUCGUUCUAUCAAAGAAAGGCUAUUUCUAAGACUCUGUAUGCUAUUUUGCUUUUUUUCCUGUUACAGAAGGAAUAAGAUGCUAGCAAACAUUGUGACAACCAACCCCAUACUGUGUGGACAGAGUGUGUUUGAUGGCUUAUAACAAAGAGUCCUGUAAGAUAUACUGGUGCUGAGAAAUACACACAAGUAAAAAGUGUGACAACCAACCCGGACUCCCCUACUGACCUGGAGUGUGGGAUAGCUCAAAAAUGGAUAUACAGUGCCUUCGGAAAGUAUUCAGACCCCUUUUUUUUGUGUGACUUUUUCCACAUGUUACGUUACAGCCUUAUUCUAAAAUGGAUUAAAAAAUAAUAAUCCUCAGCAAUCUACACACAAUACCCUAUAAUGACAAAGCAAAAACAGGUUUUUAGAAAUUUUUGCAAAUGGAUAAAAAAUUAAAUAUAUACCUUAUUUACAUAAGUAUUCAGACCCUUUGCUAUGAGACUCGAAAUUGAGCUUAGGUGCAUCCAGUUUCCAUUGAUCAUCCUUGAGAUGUUUUCACAACUUGAUUGGAGUCCACCUGUGGUAAAUUUAAUUGAUUGGACAUGAUUUGGAAACGCACACACCUGUCUAUAUAACGUCCCACGUUUGAAAGCGCAUGUCAGAGCAAAAACCAAGCCAUGAGGUCGAAGGAAUUGUCCGUAGAGCUCAGAGACAGUGUUGUGUCGAGGCACAGAUCUGGGGAAGGGUACCAAAAAAUGUCUGCAGCAUUGAAGGUCCCCAAGAACACAGUGGUCUCCAUCAUUCUUAAAUGGAAGAAGUUUGGAACCACCAAGACUCUUCCUAGAGCUACCCGCACGGCCAAAGUAAGCAAUCGGGGGAGAAGGGCUUUGGUCAGGGAGGUGACCAAGAACCCGAUGGCCACUCUGACAGAGCUCCAGAGUUCCUCUGUGGAGAUGGGAGAGCCUUCCAGAAAGACAACCAUCUCUGCAGCACUCCACCAAUCAGGCCUUUAUGGUAGAGUGGCCAGACGGAAGCCACUCCUCAGUAAAAGGCACAUGACAGCCCGCUUGGAGUUUGCCAAAAGGCACCUAAAGACUCUCAGACCAUGAGAAACAAGAUUAUCUGGUCUGAUGAAACCAAGAUUGAACUCUUUGGCCUGAAUGCCAAGCAUCACGUCUGGAGGAAACCUGGCACCAUCCCUACGGUGAAGCAUGGUGUUGGCAGCAUCAUGCUGUGGGGAUGUUUUUAAGGGGCAGGGACUGGGAGACUAGUCAGGAUCGAGGCAAAGAUGAACAGAGCAAAGUACAGAGAGAUAUUUGAUUAAAACCUGCUCCAGAGCGCUCAGGACCUCAGACUGGGUGGGAAGGUUCACCUUCCAACAGGACAACGACCCUAAGCACACAGCCAAGACAACGCAGGAGUGGCUUUGAGAGAAGUCGCUGAAUGUCCUUGAGUGGCCCAGCCAGAGCCCGGACUUGAACCCGAUCGAACAUCUCUGGAGAGACCUGAAAAUAGCUGUGCAGCAACCCUCCCCAUCCAACCUGACAGCGCUUGAGAGGACCUGCAGAGAAGAAUGGGUGAAACUCGCCAAAUACAGGUGUGCCAAGCUUGUAGCGUCAUACCCAAGAAGACUUGAGGAUGUAAUCGCUGCCAAAGGUGCUUCAACAAUGUACUGAGUAAAUUGUCUGAAUACUUAUGUAAAUUUGUCAUUUCUAAAAAACUGUUUUUGCUUUGUCAUUAUGGGGUAUUGUGUGUAGAUUGAUAAGGGGAAAAAACACUAAUACAUUUUAGAAUAAGGCUGUAACCUAAAAUAAUGUAGAAAAAGUCAAGGGGUCUGAAUACUUUCCGAACGCACUGUAUUAACUUAGUUUCAUCCCACCAGAUGAAGACCUGGGCCCGUAUUCACAAAACAUCUCAGAGUAGGAGUGCUGCUCUGUUAUCAGGUCCCCCUGUCCAUAUUAACUAUGAUCUAAAUAGAAAAACUGAUCCUAGAUCAACACAUCUACUCUGAGACGCUUUGUGAAUACGGGCCUUGGUCCUUGCUGUCUUUGAGAGAUAUAAUUUGGCAAACAGUCCCCACCACCACCACUUUCAGAGGGCUCCGGGGUGAAGUAUCCCCUAGGUACCGAUCUAGGAUCAGUUUUCUCUUCCCUAACCAUUAGUGGGGAAAAUGCAAAACUGACCCAUGAUCAGCAUCUAGGGGCAACUUCACCCCACACCUUUUAAGCUCAGAAGAGCCCUGCAGAUGUUGCUUCCCCAUAGCUUUGCGCCGGUUUGUCCGUCUGUUGAUAACAAGGGAUAUACGAGUCACUUGCUUCAUUGCAAUUCUGCUGAACAGUAAUAUUUUCAAUAUAAACAGUAUCAUGCUACUUUUUCCAUUGGGUCAUAUUUUGGAACAGUUGGCACAACACAAUGGUUAGACUAUGAAAAAGUGCUGUCCUCAUCCACCAAUUUAGUUUAUCAUCUAAAUCCUAUCCUUCACUCAUAAACCCGAUUUAAGCUUUCAACUGGUGCAAUAAAAUACAAUACAACCUUUAUGUGAGAUCUUUGUUUUUUUCCCUGCUCAUUUGAUUACCAUGAUUGGUUGACGAGGGGCAUUAUCUCAACACUAGAAUUUAAUAGAUUGAUCAAUACAUGGAAACUAAGACCUUGUGUGUGUAGUGUAGAUAUUUUCUGUGGAGUGAUUUUCUAAACCAUUGAUUAUGUAUUGACGUGUUCAAAACCAAGAUAUAUAUAUAUAUAUAUACACAGUGGGGAAAAAAAGUAUUUAGUCAGCCACCAAUUGUGCAAGUUCUCCCACUUAAAAAGAUGAGAGAGGCCUGUAAUUUUCAUCAUAGGUACACGUCAACUAUGACAGACAAAUUGAGGAAAAAAAAUCCAGAAAAUCACAUUGUAGGAUUUUUUAUGAAUUUAUUUGCAAAUUAUGGUGGAAAAUAAGUAUUUGGUCACCAACAAACAAGCAAGAUUUCUGGCUCUCACAGACCUGUAACUUCUUCUUUAAGAGGCUCCUCUGUCCUCCACUCGUUACCUGUAUUAAUGGCACCUGUUUGAACUUGUUAUCAGUAUAAAAGACACCUGUCCACAACCUCAAACAGUCACACUCCAAACUCCACUAUGGCCAAGACCAAAGAGCUGUCAAAGGACACCAGAAACAAAAUUGUAGACCUGCACCAGGCUGGGAAGACUGAAUCUGCAAUAGGUAAGCAGCUUGGUUUGAAGAAAUCAACUGUGGGACCAAUUAUUAGGAAAUGGAAGACAUACAAGACCACUGAUAAUCUCCCUCGAUCUGGGGCUCCACGCAAGAUCUCACCCUGUGGGGUCAAAAUGAUCACAAGAACGGUGAGCAAAAAUCCCAGAACAACACGGGGGGACCUAGUGAAUGACCUGCAGAGAGCUGGGACCAAAGUAACAAAGCCUACCAUCAGUAACACACUAUGCCGCCAGGGACUCAAAUCCUGCAGUGCAAGACGUGUCCCCCUGCUUAAGCCAGUACAUGUCCAGGCCCGUCUGAAGUUUGCUAGAGUGCAUUUGGAUGAUCCAGAAGAGGAUUGGGAGAAUGUCAUAUGGUCAGAUGAAACCAAAAUAUAACUUUUUGGUAAAAACUCAACUCGUCGUGUUUGGAGGACAAAGAAUGCUGAGUUGCAUCCAAAGAACACCAUACCUACUGUGAAGCAUGGGGGUGGAAACAUCAUGCUUUGGGGCUGUUUUUCUGCAAAGGGACCAGGACGACUGAUCCGUGUAAAGGAAAGAAUGAAUGGGGCCAUGUAUCGUGAGAUUUUGAGUGAAAACCUCCUUCCAUCAGCAAGGGCAUUGAAGAUGAAACGUGGCUGGGUCUUUCAGCAUGACAAUGAUCCCAAACACACUGCCCGGGCAACGAAGGAGUGGCUUCGUAAGAAGCAUUUCAAGGUCCUGGAGUGGCCUAGCCAGUCUCCAGAUCUCAACCCCAUAGAAAAUCUUUGGAGGGAGUUGAAAGUCUGUGUUGCCCAGCGACAGCCCCAAAACAUCACUGCUCUAGAGGAGAUCUGCAUGGAGGAAUGGGCCAAAAUACCAGCAACAGUGUGUGAAAACCUUGUGAAGACUUACAGAAAACGUUUGACCUGUGUCAUUGCCAACAAAGGGUAUAUAACAAAGUAUUGAGAAACUUUUGUUAUUGACCAAAUACUUAUUUUCCACCAUAAUUUGCAAAUAAAUUCAUUAAAAAUCCUACAAUGUGAUUUUCUGGAUUUUUUUUCCUCAUUUUGUCUGUCAUAGUUGACGUGUACCUAUGAUGAAAAUUACAGGCCUCUCUCAUCUUUUUAAGUGGGAGAACUUGCACAAUUGGUGGCUGACUAAAUACUUUUUUUCCCCACUGUAUAUAUGCAUACAUACAGUGAGGGAAAAAAGUAUUUGAUCCCCUGCUGAUUUUGUACGUUUGCCCACUGACAAAGAAAUGAUCAGUCUAUAAUUUUAAUGGUAGGUUUAUUUGAACAGUGAGAGACAGAAUAACUACAAAAAAAUCCAGAAAAACGCAUGUCAAAAAUGUUAUAAAUUGAUUUGCAUUUUAAUGAGGGAAGUAAGUAUUUGACCCCCUCUCAAUCAGAAAGAUUUCUGGCUCCCAGGUGUAUUUUAUACAGGUAACGAGCUGAGAUUAGGAGCACACUCUUAAAGGGAAUGCUCCUAAUCUCAGUUUGUUACCUGUAUAAAAGACACCUGUCCACAGAAGCAAUCAAUCAAUCAGAUUCCAAACUCUCCACUAUGGCCAAGACCAAAGGACCUCUCCAAGAAUGUCAGGGACAAGAUUGUAGACCUACACAAGUCUGGAAUGGGCUACAAGACCAUUGCCAAGCAGCUUGGUGAGAAGGUGACAAGUUGGUGCGAUUAUUCGCAAAUGGAAGAAACACAAAAGACCUGUCAAUCUCCCUCGGCCUGGGGCUCCAUGCAAGAUCUCACCUCGUGGAGUUGCAAUGAUCAUGAGAAUGGUGAGGAAUCAGCCCAGAACUACACGGGAGGAUCUUGUCAAUGAUCUCAAGGCAGCUGGGACCAUAGUCACCAAGAAAACAAUUGGUAACACACUACGCCGUGAAGGACUGAAAUCCUGCAGCGCCCGCAAGGUCCCCCUGCUCAAGAAAGCACAUAUACAUGCCCAUCUGAAGUUUGCCAAUGAACAUCUGAAUGAUUCAGAGAACUGGGUGACAGUGUUGUGGUCAGAUGAGACCAAAAUGGAGGUCUUUGGCAUCAACUCAACUCUCCAUGUUUGGAGGAGGAGGAAUGCUGACUAUGACCCCAAGAACACCAUCCCCACCGUCAAACAUGGAGGUGGAAACAUUGUGCUUUGGGGGUGUUUUUCUGCUAAGGGGACAGGACAACUUCACUGCAUCAAAGGGACGAUGGACGGGUUCAUGUACCGUCAAAUCUUGGGUGAGAACCUCCUUCCCUCAGCCAGGGCAUUGAAAAUGGGUCGUGGAUGGGUAUUCCAGCAUGACAAUGACCCAAAACACACGGCCAAGGCAACAAAGGAGUGGCUCAAGAAGAAGCACAUUCAGGUCCUGGAGUGGCCUAGCCAGUCUCCAGACCUUAAUCCCAUAGAUAAUCUGUGGAGGGAGCUGAAGGUUCGAGUUGCCAAACGUCAGCCUCGAAACCUUAAUGACUUGGAGAAGAUCUGCAAAGAGGAGUGGGACAAAAUCCCUCCUGAGAUGUGUGCAAACCUGGUGGCCAACUACAAGAAACGUCUGAUUGCCAACAAGGGUUUUGCCACCAAGUACUAAGUCAUGUUUUGCAGAGGGGUCAAAUACUUAUUUCCCUCAUUAAAAUGCAAAUCAAUGUAUAAAAUUUUUGACAUGCGUUUUUCUGGAUUUUUUUGUUGUUAUUCUGUCUCUCACUGUUCAAAUAAACCUACCAUUAAAAUUAUAGACUGAUCAUUUCUUUGUCAGUGGGCAAACUUACAAAAUCAGCAGGGGAUAAAAUACUUUUUUCCCUCACUGGGGUUUCUUCUUAUAUAUGUAAGUUAUCUCACAGGAGAAUAACUGUUAGUUGCUGAGAGACAGAGCUUUACAUAGUACUGUAUUGUUUGGAAAUAAUAGAUAUGUCUCAUUAAGAAAUUGAUGGAACAAAAACAGAUCCCAAGAAGUAAAUCAUUUGAUCCAAAUUAUUCCAAAUACUCUCAAAUUGUUGUAUAGACUUUAGAUUAUAGACACAUUAUAAACACAUUAUUUAUUAUUUACAUAAGCAAUUCAUUGAAUAUCAAGCAAUCAGUGACCUGUUAAUCUAUUGGAAACCUGAACAAUUACUUUCAUAUAAGUAUUUGUGUGUACAUUAUUUUUUCCUUUGUUAUUGUGCGUAUGUGCAUGCGUGCAUGGCCCUGCAGAGGCUCCCUGUGUUGUGACGGAGGUGUUUAUCUGUGGGGCUCUCCCAGGCUCACUGCUGUAAUAAACAAUAACCUGACAUUAAUCACACGGCGCGGCCCUAAUAAAUAAUAUCCACACAUUAAUCACAUUAAAGUAUUCACAAUCAAUGCACCUUCUCAUAGAAAAACCUCCAAAUAAAUUGUGGUCUAAGUCACUGAGGCAUACUUUAUAGAAUGGGACUGAUAAAUGAAUAGAACCCCGACGGUAUUGCAGCUUUAUGUGGAAAACUGCAAGUGAGAAUUUCUCCUCUUUCUCCUUUUUUUGCUCGUAUUACUUUUUUCCCCUGCAUAAUACCACUAGAUAUGGCUUCUGAUUCACAGAAUAUGCAUUGUUUAUAUUGCCUAUUUAACAACAAAAUAGACAACAUUGUUCCCAACUUCUGCACACGUAUCAUCUUGUGUUAGCCUAGAGUUUAACAGCACGUCUAAAAUCACACCAUCUAAUUGAUGCAAUCAUUGUCAUUAGCUAAAGGGAGUAAUAACUUUGUCCUGGAUGGUUUGUCUUCUGAAGGAAUCAUGUGAUUGAUGGCACAGUUGAAUAGUCAAUUAGUCUAAUUACUCCUUUAAGAGCAUUUCUUUGUGGCCUCUGUCAAUAAAUGUGUGAUUUGUCAUCAUGCCCCACUUAUUCAUUGGGAUCACUGUGAGAAUUAGCAAAGAUCAUUAGAGCGCUACAUGCAGAUAGGAACCACAGACAGAAGGAAGCAGAGAAACCCAACUAUACCUAAUGUUGCCAUUAUGUUUCCAGUAUGUUGUGCACACAUUGAUAGAUGGCCGAGUCAUGGACUGGGGCCACAUGGUUGAUGAGGGUCAUGCUGCCAUGGUAACGGGAGCGUGGUGUCCCUCUCUAACCCUCUGUGUGUGUGUGUGUCUGCAGACCUUACCAGUGUGGACACUGCUCCCAGUCCUUCUCUCAGCCGUCGGAGCUGCGCAACCAUGUCGUCACUCACUCCAGCGACCGGCCCUUCAAGUGUGGCUAUUGUGGUCGGGCGUUUGCAGGAGCCACCACUCUCAACAACCACAUCCGGACCCACACUGGGGAGAAGCCAUUCAAGUAAGUAACAGUGAGUACCAUUGCUUCCUCCAAUGACACCAUUACAGAAAGCACAAUGAAUGUUUACGAUACACUGUCUGUACUCCUAUUGUCGCCCCCACCAUUGCCCACCGUGUCUGAAAAGGCCUGUGCUAGUUGAAUACUGACACACACUAACACUUAGGGUUAGCACACACUCAGGGCCAGAAGACACUUAUUAGAGGACGCCAAAGGUUUCACAAUGCCUACAUUGUAAAAAAAUAAAAUAAUAAACACUUCAACUGCACUGCCAUUUGAAAUAUUUACUCACCUCUUUUUGAGUGUAUCUCAGUGGCAAGGCUGUAUUUGAAAGUGGAGUCCAUCUCUGCUACAGCACAUAUAUCACAAAGCAUAGGUAUUGUUCUGUCAUAGGCCUCUUAGCGAAAGCAUUCCCAGUUAACACAUUUUGGUUCCCAGAACGUCCCGGGAACUUUUUAUUUAUUUUUGGGAAGGGAGGGGAACGUUUCCUGGACGUUGUAAGGUUAUUUUUUCAAAUAACCAAAGGAGAACCUUUAGGGAAAGUUACGAACAAUGUUCUGUGUUAGCUGGGCUCUGGCAUGCCAGAUGCCUCCCCAUAUCUCUGCCUGUCUUAUUGAUGCUGUUGGAGAUGCACACUAGAUUUAUGUAAAUAAUUGAGCAAGUUAAAGGCUCACACCGGCUAAUAGAUUUCUGUUAAUCUAAUGGAUGUUAAAUACAUGUGACCUUGUUGACUCUAAAGCAUAAACAAAUGCUAUUGGAACGGUCACCGUAAAGCCAACAUUGGCUUUAAUACAGUCACAUAUUAUAUUACCCGGUCCUAUAAUAAGACAUUGUAAAUGCCUUAUUACUGUGCAAUUAACUCUAUUAAAUUAAGUGAGAUAAGUAUGUUAUGAUUUCAUACUGUAUUCCGCUCUUACACAAUAACAAAGCAAGAACCGUUUCUACUAGUAAGUACAGUAGGACUGCUUGAUAUAAGUAUCAACAUUUACAUGAUUGCCAGGACAGCAGUAUUGACAUUAUAUGAGCUUAUCCAACUAUAUUGAAUGUUCAUUUUAUAGAUACAGGUAACUGCCAAAAUAAAGGAAACACCAACAUAGUGUUCAAUGUGCCUUUGCAUAGAUUCUACAAAUGUCUGGAACCCUAUUGGAGGGAUGCAACACCAUUCUUCUACAAGAAAUUCCAUCAUUUGGUGUUUUGUUGAUGGUGGUGGAAAACGCGGUCUCAGGCGCCACUCCAGAAUCUCCCAUAAGUGUUCAAUUGGGUUGAGAUCUGGUAACUGAGACACACACACCCUGUAAACACCCUAUGCUCCUUUGAGACCCCUCUUUCAAAGUCAAUGAGAUCUCUUCUUCUAGCCAUGGUAGCCAAAAUAAUGGGCAACUGGGAAUUUUUAUACAUGACCCUAAGCAUGAUGGGAUGUUAAUUGCUUAAUUAACUCAGGAACCACACCUGUGUGGAAGCACCUGCUUUCAAUCGACUUUUUAUCCCUCAAGUGUUUCCUUUAUUUUUGGCAGUUACCUGUAUAUCAGUGCAGGGAUCCAUAGUCUUUCGCUAGCUUGAAACUGGGAUGAAAUUGAAUUUACAGCGGCUACUGUCCUCUCAUCAAUAUAGAUAAUAAUUCCCACCAGAUUGUCACCAUGUAGCCAGGGACGGUGGUGUGAAAAGGUGGCCGACCAAUCAAGUAACGAAUCAGCUUUCUAAUAAGCAAUCAGUGAUAUACAAAUGUGUCAUCAGCACUUCAAAUGCUCCAGAGAGGAAGAGGCGCACAAAGACGUUAAUGAAGACACCACAGUAAUCUUUAGCUAAUCAAUAGGGGCUGAGUUAUUUUCAUUGAGCUGAUAUGCUUGAUAGAUUAAAGCUGGCAUUUUCUGUUUGUCAGGAAUGCUCACGUCUUUUCUACAGCAAAACGUCACUAAACGAAUUCCGUGCAGUCUGCAACUUUGGCCCUUUCACUGGCUCUACUUUUACCUUAGUUUUACUGAAUUUGCUUUGUGCCUAAGAGGACAUUACCGCAUAUCUACCGCUUUUUACUGUUAGCAGAUUGACAAACGGGUGCAUCCUUGUCACAUAAUCUGGAAGACUUGAUAGUAGAAGGAUCUAGUUUACUGAAAGGGGUGAUUCUCACAAAUUGCUAUGAUGUAACUAAUGAUUAGAUACAGUUAGUAGAACAGAAUGCUAUAAGAAGCUGUCCUUACAGAAUUACUGCUCUAGACACCAAGCCCCCUAGCCAAGUGCAUUAGCAGCACCCAGCCCUCUACAUUGCACACGGUCCAUUCUUUCUGAGCUGCUAAACACAAUACUUCAGGAGAGGCUCUCUUUGAUAGCCGGCCUACCGAAAAUCUCUUUUUGUUCUCUAUCUACUGGAAGUGACAAUGAUGCGCGCCUUAUCUAGACAGGCCCCUCGAGGUGGACCCCCUCCUCUGAGAUUAUUGACAGGGCCCAAUGUUGGGAGGCAUUGGGGCCUUCGCCCAUCAUCGGCAUCAAGGCCAGAGGACUAGGCUCCAAUUACAGCCCUCUGGCCCAGUCAGAUUCCCAGCCACUUUGGAGUGUCAGUUGCCAUUAGGGUGCCGAGUGAUGAGGUGGCAUGUGCGGCUGGCCUCUCUGAGUCGUUUUGUGUUGUGUGUUCAGGUGUGAGCGGUGCGACAGGAGCUUCACGCAGGCCACCCAGCUCAGCAGACACCAGCGGAUGCCCAACGAGUGCAAGCCCAUCAGCGGCGAGAGCAGCGAAUCAAUCGAGGUGGAUUAG